Messenger RNA from Zophobas morio, 64237 nucleotides. RefSeq lists its product as uncharacterized. Gene Ontology annotation, molecular function: calcium ion binding. NCBI's taxonomy places the organism in Eukaryota, Metazoa, Arthropoda, Insecta, Coleoptera, Tenebrionidae. The record is from RefSeq and is a predicted model, not a curated record. The transcript is spliced from 114 exons. Bases 80 to 63505 code for a protein of 21141 amino acids.
AGACUUUCAAGUGAGUAGCAGUGGCCCAAAACUUACAGUGGAGUGAUCAGGGGCCCAAUAGCCCUGGCAACGUACAGCCAUGGCGACUGCAAAAAUGAAGAUAAUACUUCCGCUAGUCGUUUGGAUGUGGCUGCAGAACACGACUGCCCAGUCCUUCACCGGGAUUGGAUAUGGUAUAAAAAACGAAAUCUUUUUUCUGAAUCUCGAGGACGGAUACUUUGGCUGCCAAGUUAACGAAUCGACGGACGUUCUUCAACUAUUCGAACUCUCAAAACUCUGCGAUGGAACGCCGAACUGUUUUUUAGGUUCCGACGAGUUGCGAGACAAACUCAAGUGUACCAAUGACUGUCAUAAGGAAGACGGAUCCUUGUGCCAAAACGGCGUCUGCCUGGACGGCCAGUGCCAUUGCAACGACGGUUACGGAGGCUGCAACUGCGAAGUACCAGACGAAAACGAGUGCAAGUACCGUCCCUGCGACGUCUUCGCCCACUGUACCAACACCCUGGGCAGCUUCUCCUGCACUUGCUUUCCGGGCUACCACGGCGACGGCUUCCGCUGCGAAGACAUCAACGAAUGCGAGGAUCCCGCAAUCUCCGCCAGGUGCGUGGAAAACGCCUGGUGUUGCAACCUGCCGGCCCAUUUCCUCUGCAAGUGCAACGCUGGAUUCGAGGGAGAUGGGGAAGUUCAAUGUCUCGAUAUCGACGAAUGCGCCCGACCGGACGCUUGUGGAAGGAACGCCCUCUGUCACAACACUCCCGGGAACUACAGCUGCUCCUGUCCGGAGGGCUUCGCCGGCAACCCCUACGACGGAUGCGUGGACCAAGACGAAUGUGAAAGCCCCGACGCUUGCGCUCCGGGGGCCGUGUGCACGAACGUGCUGGGCGGCCGCCAGUGCCACUGCCCCCCGGGCUUCGAAGGAGACCCGUACACCACCGGAUGCGGCGACAUGGACGAGUGCUCGAGGUCCAACCCCUGCGGGAGGGACGCCCUGUGCUCGAAUCUCGAGGGUAGCUACAGAUGCGCUUGCCCGCCGGGGUACAUCGGAGACCCGUUGACGGCCUGCUCAGAUAUUAACGAGUGCAGUUCGAGCCCUUGUGCCGCAACUGCACAGUGCGUCAACACUAACGGAAGCUACGCCUGUUUGUGUCCGGAAGGGUACACAGGAUCGGCGAAUGAAGAAUGCGUGGAUAUCAAUGAGUGUGGAAGGUCCGGAGCUUGUGGAAUAAACGCUAAAUGCAUUAACGUCCCGGGUUCAUUCAAGUGCAUAUGCCCGCAGGGUUUUACGGGACAGGGACAACAAUAUUGUGAAAAUAUAAACGAGUGCGAAACGAACCCAUGCGGAGAAAACGCUAUCUGUAAAGACACUCUAGGCAGCUAUACUUGUUCCUGCAAGGAAGACUACACCGGCGAUCCUUUCAAAGGAUGCGUCGAUCUCGACGAGUGCCAAGCGCUCGAAAGGCCUUGCGGUGCGCACGCCCUCUGCGAGAACGCAGUACCGGGCUACAACUGCGUGUGCCCUCAGGGCUACCAAGGUAGACCUUCACCGAAAGUAGCAUGCGAACAAAUCGACGUAAACAUACUCUGCAAAUCGAACUUUGACUGCACGAACAACGCAGAAUGUGUAGACUCUCAAUGCUUCUGUCAAAAAGGCUUUGUUGCCAAGGGCGCGGUUUGCGUCGACAUAGACGAAUGCCACGCUCAACCGUGCGGACCCUUUGCGGUCUGUACCAACACGAUGGGCAGUUUUCACUGCGACUGCGAAAACGGCUUUGUGGGUACCCCACCCAUGGUGCAAUGCAAAGCGCCGUGCCAUGACGUGAAAUGUGGGGACCACGCCUAUUGCAAGCCCGACGGGCAUGAAGCCUACUGUAUUUGCGAAGACGGAUGGACUUUCAACCCCAUGGAUAUCGCAGCGGGAUGCAUAGAUAUAAACGAAUGCGACAAAGUUAAUGGCCCGAGCGGACGAUGUGGUGUUGACGCGUUGUGUACGAACCUCCCGGGUACCUUCGCUUGUCACUGUCCUCCGGGAUUCACUGGUAACCCGUCACACCAAUGUCAAGAUAUAGACGAAUGUUCGCAACCGAACUCGUGCGGAAUCGGGGCUAUUUGUGAAAACUCCCCGGGUACCUUCACUUGUAAGUGUCCCGAAGGUACCGUGCCUAAUCCGGACCCGCGAACCAAAUGCAACGAAAUCGUCACAUGUAAACUCGACUCCGACUGUCCUGGGAAUGCAGUUUGUGACCAUAAGAAACGGUGUUUGUGUCCAGAACCCAACAUUGGUAACGAUUGUAGACAUCCAUGCGAGACCACAGUUUGCGGCCCCAACGAACAAUGCAUGCUCAUAAAUCAAGAAGCUAAAUGUAUAUGUAGAGAAGGUUACACAGGAACCAACCUCGGUUGUGUGGAUAUUGACGAAUGCGCCGGCAAUCCUUGUCAGUUGGGAGCUAUCUGUAAAAACGAACCCGGGGGUUUUUCGUGUCAGUGUCCCGGAGGCACUACCGGGGACCCUUAUCGUACCGGCUGCGCCAAAUCCGAAGUGCCUUUUAGUUGUUCGGACGCUAAACCGUGUCCUCCAGGGGAGCAAUGCAUCGCUGACGAGUUCGUAGGAGAUAGCGUCUGCAUUUGCGUCCAAGGGUACUUGAGGGACCACAUUAGCGGCAAGUGUCGCGACGUCGACGAAUGUACCGAAUUCCGAGAUAAACCCGCUUGUGGAGUAAACGCGGUCUGCAAAAACUUACCCGGAAGCUAUGACUGUCAGUGCCCACCUGGCUUCAACGGAAAUCCUUUUCUGGAAUGUCUCGAGUGUAACAGUCCCGAUUGUCGCUGCCAGCCACCGUAUAAACUCGCUGAUGGUAACUGCGUUCUGGCGAGUUGCGACGACGACGGCUCUUGUCCUAACGGAGCCGAAUGUAUUACUAUUACCGGAGGGGUUAGUUACUGUGCAUGCCCUAAGGGCUUCAAAACCACCCAAGAUGGAUCUUGCGUCGACAUUAACGAGUGCGUGGAAGGAAAACAAGUCUGUGGCUACGGUGCCGAAUGUCUUAACUCGAUAGGGUCGUACGAAUGUCACUGUCCGAGGGGCUACAGCGGUGAGCCCUACAACGGACUCUGCGCACCAGCACAAAAACGUUGCAUACAUGACAAGGAAUGUUCAGCUAACGAAAGAUGCGUGCAACCUGGGGAGUGCGUCUGUCCUCCACCAUUUUUCACCGAUGUUUCCGACAACAACAAAUGUAAGAGUCCUUGCGAGAGGUUUCCUUGCGGAAUCAACGCGAAAUGUACCCCCAGUGACCCACCUAAGUGUUUGUGCGAGUCAGGCUACAAGGGAGACCCGCUUCAAGGUUGCGUAGACGUUGACGAAUGUACAGACACACCUUGUGCCUAUGCAGCCCAGUGUCUUAACCUGAAAGGUAGUUACAAGUGUAUAUGUCCAAGAGGCAUGACCGGAGAUCCGUAUAAAGGUGGAUGUAUUCUCGAUAUCGAAAAAGGCAAGAGCGAGUGUCAGAGUAACGAACAUUGCGCCAACACGCUUGUCUGUGUGGAAGGAACUUGCGUCAGUCCGUGUAGAACCCUGGUCUGUGGUCCUAACGCGUAUUGUGAACCCGAAAAUCAUGCUGCUUGGUGCAGAUGUAGCGUAGGUUACGCGGAAAACGAGAAAGGAGAAUGCGUUUCAAUUUGCGAAGGUGCUAUUUGUGCACCCGGAGCUCAGUGUAUACCGACAAACUCCGGCCCGACGUGUAAAUGUCUGGAAGGUUUCAUGGGAAAUCCGUUCCCGGGUGGCAAGUGCACGACCGACGUUUGUUCCGUGACGCAUCCUUGUGAAGAACCCUACGUGUGUAUAGGCGGAAGAUGCAAAGAGAGAUGUGAGGGUGUAGUAUGUGGAGUGGGGGCACACUGCGACAAAAACACGAACCAAUGUGUCUGCAAUUCUUACUUUAUUGGAACGCCGGAACUCAUCUGCAUGCCUCCUAUCAUGAGCCCUGUUUGUCUACCAACUUGCGGUCACCACGCCCACUGCGAAUACGGACUCAACGGCAAUACGUGCGUUUGCAACUCUGGCACUAGCGGCAACCCGUACGAAGAAUGCUUGCAAGUCGAACGUAAAACGUGCGAUUCAGCGACCUGUGGACAAAACGCCGAAUGCAAACAAACCUAUAACGACAUCCAGUGUAUUUGUCUUUCUGGUUUCACCGGAAAUCCCUUCAUUGGUUGUCACGAUGUAGACGAAUGCAGCAGCGAUGGUGUUUGUGGACAAAGCGCUGUUUGUAUCAACACCAUCGGAAGCUACGACUGUCGGUGCAAGGAAGGUUACGCCGGAAAUCCCUUCAUUAUGUGUUCGCAAGUACAAGGAGGCAUCUGCAGAGACAGCAAAAAUUGUAAUUGUAACGACCGGGUUUUCUGUCCCUCGGGCUUCAGUUGUGACAGAGGCAGAUGUAAGAACUUGUGCGAGAAAGUUAAGUGUGGACCUAAAGCUACCUGUCACGACGGUCAGUGUCUUUGUCCGCCCGGUUACAUCGGUAAUCCUAAUGAUUUGCGAAAGGGUUGUACCACUGAGGGUCACUGUCACAGUGACAACGAUUGCCACAACGCCGAAAUCUGCUUCCAGUUAGGAAAAGGAGUACGCAAGUGUUUGGAUGCGUGCAGUAAGAUUCAGUGUGGUCCCAAUGCACUUUGCGUGUCUGAUAACCACAGGUCGUCGUGUAUAUGCGCACCAGGUUAUCGCGGCGAUCCCAGCGACUUGAACAUCGGGUGUCAACCUGAAGAACGCGUUUACAAGAAGGAGUGCGAACACGAUGCGGAUUGUCGCCCGGGUACCAUUUGCUCUGUCAAUGUCGACGGAGUCCAGAAAUGUAUAAGUCCAUGUGAAACCGUAGCCUGCGGGCUUAACGAAGUGUGUAAGAUAGACGCCGCUGGUCACCCGACUUGUGCCUGCAGAGACGACUACGUCUGGAACCCCGUGUCAUCAUCGUGCGAGAAACCCUCAGUACCCGACUGUACCACCGACCAAGACUGUCAACCCGUAGCAGCCUGUCAACCCGACGCUCUAGGAAUUUUGAAAUGUGUACCAGUGUGUUCGCAUUUCACGUGCCCGAGUAACGCGGCUUGUGUGGCAGAAUCACACAAAGGACAGUGCCAGUGCUUGUCUGGAUACACCGGAAACCCGAAAGACCGCAACGGGUGCAAACUGAUAGUCCAGAGUCAGUGUACAACAGACGCCCAGUGCUCCGAACACGAAACCUGCAAGAAACAAGGUGAAACUCUGAUGUGCAAACCGGCUUGUGAUUUCGUUUCUUGUGGCCCUAAUGCAGUCUGCGUCACUAAUAACCACGUAGCGCAAUGUCAGUGUCCUCCAGGAUCCUUCGUGGGUGACCCCACGGAUCCAAACGCCGGGUGCAAAUCAGUCCCGUGUGUGUACAACAUCGACUGUCCACCAUCACAGUUGUGUAACCGUAUGACGCAUACUUGCUACGACGUCUGUGACGAAGAGUCCUGCGGAACUAACGCAGUAUGCAUUGCGGAGAACCACAAAGCUAUCUGCCAGUGUCCGCCGGGGUACAGCCCGGACCCCCUGCCAGAGGUCGAAUGUGUCCCUGUGGAAGUUUGUAACCCGAACCCGUGUCACGGCUCUGCCAUCUGCGAGGCUACCGGUUUUGGACACACUUGCAAAUGUCCCCCGAAUACAAUAGGAGAUCCUUUCACUUCAGGGUGUAGACCCGAAGGAGACUGUCCUAAUGGAAAUAAAGACUGUCCGGAAAAAUCAGUAUGUCAAGCAGGACGUUGCAUAAAUCCUUGCGAUCAGUAUCACUGCGGUCCUAACGCGAUAUGUACCGUUGAAAACCGAAAACCGGUAUGCAUCUGCCCUGCUAAAUUCAGUCCUGGCGCACACGGUAUUCAAGACGGUUGCGUCAGAAUUGCUACGUCCUGUAGCUCAGAUAUCGACUGUGGACACGAGGUGUGCUUCAGUGGCCAGUGCCGAACCGUGUGCAGGAACCACGAUGACUGUUCUUCCGGUGAACGUUGCCUAGAGAAAAUGUGCAUGAUUCCGUGUGCAAGUCACAGCCAGUGUAGACAAGACCAAGCUUGCAUUUCCGGGAUGUGUAUAAUCGGAUGUCGCAGCAACAAAAACUGCCCCUCGGACCAAGCUUGUGUCAACAACAAGUGUCAAGAUCCGUGCAAACUAGAGGGCACGUGUGGUCCCAACGCAAUUUGUUCCUGUGACAAGCACAAAACGAUUUGUACGUGUCCCGAGAAUUUCGAGGGUAACCCGACACCCGAAGAAGGCUGCAUUCGCAUACCACUCACCUGUCAAACUCAAAAGAAUUGUCCAGCUGACCACACUUGCUUCAAGAACCAGUGUUCUUUGCAAUGCCAAGAUAACACCGCUUGUGCUGUAGGCGAAAGGUGCGCUAGCAACGUCUGCGCCAAGGUUUGCUACAGCGACAGCAACUGCUUACCGGGUGAAGUUUGCCUGAAAGGACUAUGUCAACCAGGGUGCGCGGUAGACGCGGACUGUAGAACAUCGCAGGUUUGUCUCCAAGGACAAUGUAAAUGCGCACUUGGUUUCAUCGGAACGCCGCAAGGCUGCGAAGACAUAAACGAGUGCGAAGAUAAUCCAUGCCAUAGAACAGCAGUUUGCCAUAACCAGAGGGGGUCUUACAAAUGUGUUUGUCCCGAGGGAACAGUGGGAGACCCUUUUAUCGAACCCGGCUGUCUUUUGCCUAACCAGUGUGCACGUAGUGCCGACUGCGCGGAUAACCUGGUUUGUAAAACUGGAAAGUGCCAGGAUCCGUGCGAAGAAGUGAGAUGCGGACCUAACGCAGUGUGUAACGUCUUCAACCACAAGUUGGCUUGCUCGUGUCCGGCUAACCAUCUGGGAGAUCCGUUCGACGCCAAGCUUGGUUGUUUCAAAGUGGAAUGUCUCGAGGAUGGAGACUGUGCGCACGAUAGGGUGUGCGACAAAGAGAUCAACAAAUGUCUAAAUCCCUGCGAUAUAAUUAGUUGCGGAAAAGGUACCUGCAUCGUCGAGGAACAUCAAGCUUAUUGCAGUUGCUUCGAAGGGUACACCCUCAUAAGAGACAAAUGUGUGGAUAUCGAUGAAUGUCGAACUUCAAACCCGUGCCACAAAUCAGCAAUUUGUUCGAACAACGACGGAGGCUUUACUUGCGUUUGCGGCGAGGGUCUAGUAGGAGAUCCUACGGUUGGCGGUUGCCGUAAACCCGGCGACUGCUUCACCGACACCGACUGUCCUUCCUCCGCCACUUGUGUAGACAACUUCUGCAAAAACCCAUGCGAAAAUCCCUCUGCGUGCGGACAAAACGCCGAAUGUAUCCCUAUAAACCACGAAGCUACGUGCAAAUGUCCACCAAAGACGCGCCAAGACGGUCAACUCAACUGUAUCGCUUUGGAAUGCGUCGACAAUAACGACUGUUCUCAAGACAAGACCUGUAUCGACUCCUCGUGCGUCAACCCUUGCACUUUGGCAAACGCCUGCGGACAGAAAGCCGACUGUCGUCCUUCCAACCACGUGGGUGUUUGUUCCUGUCAAGCAGGAACCACCGGAGACCCACACCUGGGUUGUGUUUCAGUCCAGUACUGCGCCGUUGAAAACCAGUGUCCUUCGGGAUCUCAGUGUUACAACGGAAUUUGUACUUCCGUGUGUACGUCGUCACGAGAAUGCAUCUCCGAUCAGUUGUGCAUCCAAGGAAUCUGUCAACCCACGUGUAAAUCGAACUCUUCUUGUCCCGACUUCCAGUUCUGCCAAAAUAACAUUUGUACCCAGGAGUUCAAGUGUCGGUCCAGCGAUGAUUGUUCGUUUAACGAGAAAUGCUUAGCGAAUACUGUGGGGCAAAACGAAUGUAUCGAUGUAUGCGAAGGGGUUCUGUGUGGACGAAACGCGGAAUGCGUGUCGCAGAACCACGAACCUUCGUGUAUUUGCAAGAUCGGGUACAAGGGUAACCCGAAUGAUGAUAAGUUGGGUUGUCAACGAGUCGAGUGUGAGAGCAACGAACAAUGUUCCAAUGACAAGCUUUGCGAUCACUACAUGUGCAAGAUCGCGUGUUUGGUUAACAAUCCGUGCGGACGGAACGCUCUUUGUUCAGCCGAAAGUCACAAGCAAGUUUGCUAUUGUCAACCUGGGUACACCGGAGAUCCGUAUGGUGGGUGUCGAUUGAUCGACUUCUGUGCUGACGCUCCGUGUGGCCCUAAAGCCAGGUGCCAUAAUUCUAGAGGGUCGUUCAAAUGCCAGUGUCCGCAAGGCUUGGUCGGAGACCCGUACAACGAAGGGUGUAGAACUCCGGUUGAGUGUAACACAGACAAAGAUUGCCCGAAUGUCGCUAAAUGUGACAAAACUAACGGAUUACACAAGUGUAGAGAUGUGUGCGAGAGCACGGUGUGUGGACCUAACGCAGAAUGCAUAGCGGUUGACCAUGCGGGUCACUGCAGUUGCAGGAACGGCUACCAAGGCAAUCCGAACGAUCUCACUUUAGGGUGUACGCCUAAACCGGUUUCGUGCCGACAUACUUCUGACUGCCCCGCCAACACCUACUGUUACGGCGACACUUGUAGACCACCCUGUCAAACCAGCGACGAAUGUAUCCCCACGGAACAAUGCCUCCAAGGUCAGUGUCUGGACCCGUGCGAUUUACGCUCCGCUUGUGGAAUGAACGCGGAAUGCAGAGUCAACAAUCACGUGAAGCAAUGUACGUGUCCACCGGGCUUUACCGGCAAUCAGGAAGUCGAGUGUUUCAGACUGCCGAUUUCGUGCUCCGUCGACAGCAACUGCGUCUCCGGUUUCGUCUGCAAAGAUAAUUUGUGCCAUCCGCAAUGUGCCGCCGAUAAUGACUGCGCCUUCAACGAGAAAUGUCUCAAAGGCAACUGUAUUUUAACUUGCCGGGUUGACAACGAUUGUUUCCUGGGUCACAUCUGCCUCCACAACAUGUGUAUUUUCGGGUGCCAUCACGACGACGACUGCACCGGCAGCGAGUCCUGCAGAAGCAACAAUUGCGUAGACCCUUGUGCCGAAAACCCCUGCGGACCCAACGCUCAAUGUACCGUUUCUAAUCACAGAGCUACUUGUUCUUGUGGUACCAGCUUCGUGGCAAACCCCACACCUAAAAUCGGUUGCGUCAGAGCACCGCCACAACAGUGUACUCAAAACAGAGAUUGUAACCCGGGCACUACUUGCAUUGACCAGUCUUGUCGAACCCUGUGCUCUUCCGACGCCGGAUGCUUCAACAACGAAAGAUGCGACGUUGGCACCGGAGUGUGUAAACCUAUUUGUAGACGCGACGAUGAUUGUAAGAAUGGAGAAAUUUGUGAAGGACUUGCGUGCACCGUGGGCUGCAGAAGCGACUCUGGGUGUUCGUCGGAGAAGAAAUGCCUGGCUAACCAAUGCGUUGACGUGUGUGCUUCACCCACAGCUUGCGGAACCAACGCCGAGUGUGCUGUGGUCAAUCACAACAAGCUGUGUUCUUGUCCGCAACCUCUGGUGGGUAACCCGCUGGAGUACUGCAGAUACCCGGUGCAGCCGUGUGCUGCUGACGGAGAGUGCGUCAGCGGACACGUUUGCUACCAAGCCUUGUGCCAACAAAUGUGUAGAUCGGAUCACAACUGUCUGUCGGACGAGAAGUGCAUUAGAGGGGUGUGUCGAACGGUUUGUAAUUCCGAUGACUUCUGUAGCGUCAAUCAGAUAUGUAAGAGCCGCUUGUGUGAAGUAGGGUGUAGAAGCGACUCUUCGUGUCCACCGAAUCACGCUUGUAUAAACAACAAGUGUCAGAAUCCUUGCGAUCAUAACAGUACUUGUGGAAUUUGCGCCGACUGCAAAGUCAAAAAUCACGUGGCACAAUGUAGUUGUCCAUCAAACUUCCUGGGAAACCCUCUUGUGGCGUGUACCAAAGCGGCAACCGAAUGCGACGGAUCUUGCGAAUGCGACGAAAUCGGCUACUGUACGAAAUCGUGUCGAUCCUCUAAGGAUUGUUCGUGUGGAGAGACCUGUUCUUCCGGAAAAUGCAGAAACAAAUGUUCAUCCCAGAUACCUUGCGCGAGAGGUCAGUUGUGCACCCGAGGCGCUUGCUUCCCUGGGUGUCGCUCCAACAACGACUGCUCCUCCUCCGAAGUGUGCAGAAACAAAAAGUGUCAAAACGUGUGUAAAGAUCCACAUAGUUGCGGCAAGAACGCCGUGUGUCAAGCCACCGACCGAAGGAAGGUGUGUUUGUGCCCCGACGGCUACCAAGGCGACCCCAAGGUUGAGUGCAAACCUUACGAAUGCAGACUGGAUACGGAUUGCGAAUCCAACAAACGCUGUAGCCCGAAAGGGGCUUGCAAGAACCCGUGUUUGGAAAAUAGAGCUUGCGGGGUGAACGCGCAGUGUAGGGUGAUCGAGAGAAAGCCCCACUGUACUUGUCCUCCCGGUUUUAUCGGUAAUGCCUUGGUUGAAUGUAAGAAGGGCGGCAACGAAGAAUGUUUGAAGAAUCCUUGCGGAGCUAACACUAAAUGCAGAGACGUCGACGGCAAGUACGAGUGCUCGUGCGCGCCGGGAUGCGUCGGAGAUCCGCACAGAGGGUGCGUUUGUGAGACGGAGUUGGUCAAUUUGUGUAAGAAGAAGCUGUGCGGUGCUGGAGCACAGUGUAGGAUCGUUCAUGGGAACAGGACGGAGUGUUUCUGUCCGGCUGAGGCGCCGGCUGGGGAUCCGACUAUAGAGUGUACCGUGGAAGAGAGGCACGUCGUCGACUGCAGGACGGAGGGAUGCGGUAAGAACGCGGAGUGCAUCCGCGAACAGGCGUUCUUCGUCUGCCGUUGUCUGCCGGGACACACGGGCCGUCCGGAAGUAGAGUGUAGCAGGGAUGCCGAAUGUAACAGUGACUUAGAAUGCUCCAACGAAAAGGCGUGCAUCAACUACCAGUGCAUUGACCCGUGCACGCUGCGCGGGGCUUGCGGACUGAACGCCCUCUGUCGUACGGUCCUGCACCGCCCCCGAUGCUCCUGCCCCGAGUGUCACGUGGGCAUGGCGAACACGGAAUGCCGCCCCGACCCCAAAUGUCUCUCAACGCAGCCGCGCCCCUCCACCCCCUCUCGCUGCCGCAAAGACGCGCACUGCCCCGCCAGUCUGGCCUGCAACGCGGCCUCGGGCGAGUGCUACGACCCCUGUAGCAACCCCGCGUUCAAGUGCCGGGGCAACAAGAAGUGCGAGGUCUCGCACCACCGCCCCACUUGCGUCUGCAAAAACGGCUUCGUGGUGAACGAGCGCGGGGAGAUCGCCUGCGCGCCCGAGAUCAGCGAGUGCUCGCGCGACGCGCAGUGCCCGUCGAACCGGGCGUGCGUAGACGGCGUCUGCCAGAACCCCUGCACCGCUUCGAAAAAGUCGCCCUGCCCGCCGGAGAAGGGCUGCGACGUGCUCAACCACAAGCCCGUUUGUAUUUGCUUGAAAAAUUGCAACCCCUCCUUGUCGAUUUGCCUGAGAGACAAUGGGUGUCCGGCGCACCAAGCGUGUAGGGCAUUUAGGUGCGAAGACCCAUGCGAGACGGCCAGCUGUCCGGAGAACACGCCCUGUUACGUCGAAGAUCAUAGACCUAUUUGCAAGUUUUGUCCGCCCGGAUUUAUAUCAGACGCAAAGUAUGGAUGCCUCAAAGACAUCAAAUGCUACCAGCAUACGGACUGCACCUCGCAACAAGCUUGCAUCAAUGGAAAGUGCCACAAUCCAUGUUUAGUUUCUAAUCCUUGCAUUGAAUCGCACGAUUGCCAGGUUCAGGACCAUCAACCUGUUUGCGUUAAAGUUUGUCAGUGCCAGAAACACACGGACUGUGGUGCCACCAACAUGGUUUGUGAUGGAUGCAGAUGCGUAAUCAGAGAGGAACCGAAGAUCGUUCCUGGGUGCGAGCACUGUCCUCCGGGCAUCGCUUGCGAUCCGACUACCGGAGCGUGCAUUAAAGAUAUGGCUUCAACACCAGGUACACUAACCGAAACACAAACUGUGACUAUUUCACAAAUAACAAACCAAACUAGUGCUACUACUACUCCCACUAUCCUAACAUUUAGUGAAUUUGGAAGUACCGAAUUAACUACACAAUCAAUAAUCGAACCUACAACGUCGGAAAUCAAAGAAUCGAUGACACCCUUUACUUCGGCACCUCCAGAGAGAAUGACCACCGGAAGCGAACUGUUCACGUCUGUACCCUUAGAUAAACAAACCACAACUACCGCUUCUCAACCAGAAACCGUUUACACGAGCAGACCGUUUACGUCUACUGACAAAAUGAUGACAACAACCGAAAAAACAGAUUUAGUUUUUCCCCUAACCACAACGACAGAAAAAUUUGUUACGGUAACUCCACAAUACCCAGAAACUACGCUUUUUGAAACGAGUACCGAAACUGGAAGUACUACUUCUACGCAGAGCACGACACAAUAUAGACCGACAGUUACAAGCGAAGAAACAGGAACGUCUACAUCAUUUGAAUAUACCGAAACACCACCCACGAUUUCUGAAAGAACCACAAAACCCAGUUCAGAAGUACCGACGUCUACGAUGUACACGGAAGUGCAGAAAACUACCAAAGCUUAUGAGACUUCUACAACGGAAACGAUACCUGGACGCGUUACAGAAAAAGAAUACACGGAAUUACCAACCACGAUUGGCGAAACAACUAGAAAAACAACUUCUGAAUAUGUCACUAGUGCAGAAAUAACGGAAAAAACAACAGAAGCAACAGCUGCGCCUGUUACAGUUACAUCUAUUGGUCAAAAACCUACUACAGAAAAAGAAUACACAGAAGUACCAACCACAAGUGGCGAAAUAACUGGAAAAACAACUUCUGAAUAUGUUACUAGUUCAGAAAUAACUGAAAAACCAACAUCCGUGGUGUAUACAGUGACACAUGAAGAAACUACAAAACACGAGACGUUAACACCAGAAACAACAGCUGCGACUGUUACAUUUACACCUAUUGGUAAAGAACCAACUACAGGGGAAGAAUACACAGAAGUACCAACCACGAUUGGUGAAAGAACUAUAACAACAACAACGAGUCCUGAAUAUGUCACCAGUUCAGAGACGACAGGAACAUUUACUGUUACUGGAGAAGCGCAAAUGACUGGUGAACCUCAUGAGAUUCCCACAAAAGAAACUACGAUCAGAUAUACUACCCCUAAAAGUUCUGCAACUGUAACCGCUGGUAUUACAAAAGAAUUUACGCAAACGUCAAGUACUGAAAUGAAACCUGAAUACACAGUUACGACAAUCAAAUCUAUCCAAGAAACAUCGAAACCAAUAACCACUGCAGGUACCACCUCAAAGAUAACAACAGAAGAAGUUUUAACACCUCCUACUGUUAUUGGUUUACCAGAAACUACAACAGGAAGAGUACCGUUAACACCUGGAGGCACACAACCCUUCACAGAGACGACAGGAUUUGUUACUACAAGUACCGCAAGAACUACUGGGUCAGUACCGGAAGGUACAUUAUCCACAACCUACUUUACAGAAACUACACCAGAAGCAGGACGUACAGAGAGCACUGUGAGUGUGAGGACUCCGAAAGUUGUGUUGAGUACUGAAAAAACUUUGCCAACGGAAUACACAACUGAAAUAGUGCAUACCUACACACCAGAAAAAGUAUACACACAGGUUCCAUCAACUACAGAAAAAUCCUUGGGAACUGUUAUGACUGAAGGCACAACUCCUGAAGUUUUAGCACCUGUAACUAUUACUGAAUUGCCAAAAACAUCAGUCAAAGUCGAAACUACGGAGUACACAGUAUAUACAGAAGCGACUAGAGAAACGUUUUUGACAACGGGAGGGCGCGAAGGUACUACACGGAUACCAGUAGAAACUUCCCGAACAGAAAGUACUUCAGGCUUUCCUAGCAUCAUAACUUCCACAGAGGAAACUUUGUCUACGAAAAUAAUCGGACAAACUACUCCGGAAAUAUUAACGACUUCUGGAAAGUCUACAGAAUUUUCGAGAAGUACCGAUGAGACAACUACGUUUACAACUGGAAAAUUAACGCCUGUAACUAUAACAGGAAUUCCCGAAACCACCACACAAUUAUUUGUUGAAAUAGAAAAUGGUACCGAGACAACUGAAGGUAGAACUGUGACAAAAAGUACUCCAGAAGCAAUUACGACAGAAAGAACAUCAACACAAGCAGUAACUUCAAAAACAGAACAAAUUCUGACUCCUGUUACUGUGAUCGGAUUGCCUGAAGCGACGCCUGAAACCCAUACUACAGAAAUCUACACUGAAAAAUCAACCCUUACUUCACCGACUACUCCUUCUGGAAGUACUGUUUCUAGUACUACAGAAGUACCGACUAUAAAAGUUUUUACUCUUCCUAGAGAAACUCACACAACUACAGAACCCGUUUCAACUAAAGGAAGCGACGUUACAACAAAAUCGUACGUAACGUUAAGUACUGAGAGCGGUACUCCAUCUACACAGCAGCCAAGCAAAGCAUCAACUGUUUCUGAAUUCACAGAUGUUUCCACUAUCAAAGUAUAUACUAUUACAGAAGAAGCACAAAAAACUACAGAAUUUAUUUCAACUUCCCCAAGGACAUCGGCUGAAACCGAAAAAAUGACGCCGUUUGAAACAACUUCUCCAAAAGUAUAUGCGACAACACCUUCCGUAAGCAGUGAAGGUACAACAUCUGAAAAAACAACUGGUAAACCUUUCACAACUUUGUCGGUACCAACAGGGCAUCCGGUAAGUACUGAAACAACAAGCACUUAUGGCCAGCGAACUACGGAAUACGGAGAAACUACAACCACUCAGGCGACAAAAGAACCAAAAGUACCAAUUUCAAUUUCAACAGAAGCAACGACGGGUAGUUUUGUUACUCAAACUUCAAGUGAACAAUCUAUUUAUACGACUGGUUAUAGUACUCGGAAAGAACUUACAACGGAUACUAUAAUACCGGAAAUCGGUAGUACCGAAUCUACGUCCAGAUUUACUGAAAAAGUGUUAACGACCGUACCACAAAGUACACCCACAGAGCAAACGACGUAUACGGAAAAGAUUACAAGUACUACUGCAAGGAGUGGAACCGAAGUUCCUGCAACGACAACACAAACUAAAACGGAAACUAAACAAACCACAGAAUCUCAAAUGAUAACUGGUUUCACAAGUGUUGGUACAGACAAAAUAUAUACGUCUGCAAUGGUACCUACAACACAGGAGUCAUUUAAACCAGAAACAACAACAGAAGAAGAAAUAAUUUCAACGUCCUAUGGGUCUGUUCCUUCUAUAACAACAAAAAGUACUGCCGAAACUCGUAAGACAUCAAGUACGGAGGAAGGAAAUUUUACUCCUACUAUGGUACCGACAAAAGAGCAGCCACUUACUCCAGAGAUAGUGGUUUCGGAACAUACCACGGUGCCCACAAGUACUGAACAAAAAUAUACGACAACUUACUACCUAACGCAAAGUACACCAGAAAUUAUUUCAACACAGUAUAGUAUUCCUUCCGUUGUAUCAACUCAUAGUACUGAAAGUACUAAAAAGGAAUCAGUUACAUCAUCAAGUUUUAUGACAAAACCCGAAACAACUACUCAAGAAUUUAAAAGUCCUUCGACUACAGAACAUGUGCUCAAACCGGAAACAACGAUGUUCGAAUAUAUUACUACCGGUAGAAGUACUGUGCGAGAACCAAUAACAACAGUGCCCACAAGUAGUGGAGGCACAGUUAGAAUACCUAGUACAGAAGAAAUUUAUACAUCUAUGACGAGUAUUGAAACAGAAACAACUGUUACAGUACCUAAAAGUACCGAAACAGAACAAACAACGCACAGUACAACCGAGAGCAGAACUACAUCAGCGCGUUAUAGUACUACCGAACAAACCGUAACACCUCCCAGACAAGAUUUUACCACAACACCAUCGAGGUACGGUACUGUUACUUCUGUAGCAACUGAAACAUCAAGCACGCUGUCGACGCAACCUGGAACCUUUAUACCAGAAAAACCAGAAACAACUACAGGAUAUAUUCCUCUGACUAAAAUUUCAGAACAAACGACAACUCGAUCUGGUACCACACCUUCUGUAACAGGAAUCCAAACAGAAGAAACUUUUUCCACGCAACGAUAUUUGACGACUACAGAAUAUGAAACUACAAUUUCUACACCACGGGUUCCUACAGAGCGUGGUACUACUACAAGUGAAAGAAUUUUAACAGAAACAGUGACACCGGAACAAACUGUUAAGACUACAGAAGCAGAACGUACUACAAGACCUUCCGAGGCGAGUUUAUCACCUGUAAGUACCGAAAGCAGUACUGUGACAGAAAAGGUACCAAGUAGAGAAACAGAAAAAACAGUAACCCAAUACACUACGCCAACUAUUAGCCAGUUUACAUCAUCAGGCAGCUCAGUAGAAACAACCCUCACUUCCACAGAAGGUGGAAUAAAGUUCACCACACCAACUGCACCUGAAACUACGAGUACCGAGGAACAUACUUCUGUGAAAAUAGUACAUACAGAGACUACUUAUCCUACUAGUAGCAUUAGUACUAGAGUACCAACGGCACAGGAAGGUACCUUUACAACCGUUACACCACCAGUUAGUACUGGCACACCUUUUACUUCAGUUAGUAAAACCGUCACAGAGUACACUUCAGCUACUAAAAAAGAAUUUGAAAUAACGACGAAAUCUGGCACUGAAUACACUUCGCCUGUUAAAGUCGAAACAGAAACUACUCCUUCGGUAGGCACAGGCACUACUCAGGAAUUUACUUCGCCUCCUAAAAUUGAAACAAGUUCGUCUAGAGAAGGUACAGGUACUACUGAAGAAUUUACCUCAAGACCUAGACCCGAAAUUGAAACAUCUACGCCUCGAUACGAAUCCACUGAAUUUACUUCUCCAGUAAGGACGUCUGAAGUUACGGAAACUUCAGUACCGUCUAAAUUAACCACAGAAUCUGAAACGAGUACUAGGUCGUCGUUUGGUACUUCACCAGGUGUCACAACAAGAGAAUCAAUGUCCACAGAGACAACCAUUGAAGAAGAAAAGACAACAGCUUACACUUCUUAUACUCUAAAUACUGGAGAACCUGGAAAAUCGACAGAAUUUUCCAGAGUACCAAAAGUUACAGCCGGUACGGAAACAUUUAGUGUUACGAGUUCUUCGGAAAGGAUAACUGAAUAUACAAGUUCAGGAAUUAGUUCUUAUUCACCUACGAUCGAAACGACCACACAAAAAGUAACUGAAGGACCUUUCACUAUUCUGUCAACAAGUAAAGAGGGACUAACGAUGUAUCCUCAAAUGACUCCUGAAUCUUUCGUAACAGGGACUACAACCAAGCCAAACGUCACGAUUGAAACUACAACUAAAGAAAAAUUGACGGAGAAACCAACCAGUAGUUCUUCUCAGAUACCGAUAACUGAAGAAGUUACCGUUCCGCCAGAACCAGAAAUACCGUACACCAAGGAGCAUACUAUCCCUGUGGUGGUUAUUGGAGUAGAAACCACUCCUAUGACUACAGCUCAUAAAACACCAAUUACACCUGUUACAAUGCAGCCGUUUACAGAAAAAACUACACAAAGAAUUGAAACCUCGACUUCUUUUGGAGGUACAUUAACUGAAGAAACUGUUUUACCAAUAGCGACUACUUUAGAGUCUAUAACGUCUUUUGUACCGGAAGUUACGGGAACUUCUGCCGUUAGUGUGGAAAAUGUAACUUUGCCAACUUUUGUUUCGGUUACGAUACCUGAGGUGAGUUCAACAGAAACAUCGAUUCAAAAUACAACGGAUCAAAUAGGUACAACACUCAGAACUGUAAGUACGUCAAGCGAAACAAUAUCUCAUUUUACUGAAAACGUAACAAUAGAAGUACAGAAAACAACAACAAUGAUUCCUGCCGAACAUAUAACUACUUCUGAACAAAUUUAUACUACGACAAACAUAAAAGAAAGCACCACGGGUGCUACAAUUACAGCUGCUGCUACUGGAAAAACAACUUUUAAACCUACUAGUCCAGAAACUGGAGCUACAUUUACAUAUACAAGUCUGGAAUCCGAAGGUACCACAAGUCCGUCUAGAGAAACUGGGGCUACAAUUAGUACUAAAGCUUCUACCUCUGAAGCGACAACGCAAGAAGGUUAUACAAGAACCAGUUCUGUGAGUACUACAGGCUUUACUACAAGUAGUACGGAGCAAGGUUUUACAAGUCCGUUUAAAGAAACAGGAACGACAACGAGUACGUCAGGUUUUAGUUCUGAAGCAACAACACAAGAAGCUUAUACAAGCAUUCCUGUGAGUACGACAGGGUUUACGACAAGCAGCACGGAGCAAGGUAUUACAAGUCCGUUUAAAGAAACAGGAACGACAAAAAGUACUUCAGGUUUUACUCCUGAGGCAACAACACAAGAAGUUUAUACAAGAACGAUCCCUGUGAGUUCGACAGGUUUUACGACAAGUAGUACAGAGCAAGGUAUUACAAGUCCGUUUAAAGAAACAGGAACGAUGACUAGUACUGCAGGUUUUACGACAAAGAGUACUUCAGGUUUUAGUUCUGAAGCGACAACACAAGAAGCUUAUACAAGGAUUCCUGUGAGUACGACAGGGUUUACGACAAGCAGCACGGAACAAGGUAUUACAAGUCCGUUUAAAGAAACAGGAACGACGACUAGUACUUCAGGUUUUACGACAAGUAGCACGGAACAAGGUUUUACAAGUCCGUUUAAAGAAACAGGAACGACAAGGAGUACUUCAGGUUUUACCUUCGAAGCGACAACGCAAGAAGGUUAUACAAGAACCAUUCCGGCCAGUACUACAGGAUUUAGGACAAGUAGUACGGAGCAAGGUAUUACAAGUCCGUUUAAAGAAACAGGAACGACAAAAAGUACUUCAGGUUUUACUCCUGAGGCAACAACACAAGAAGUUUAUACAAGAACGAUCCCUGUGAGUUCGACAAGUUUUACGAUAAGUAGUACUGAACAAGGUAUUACAACCCCAUUUAAAGAAACGGGAACGACAAAGAGUACUUCAGAUUUUACCUCUGAAGCGACAACGCAAGAAGGUUAUACAAGAACCAUUCCGGCCAGUACUACAGGAUUUAAGACAAGUAGUACGGAGCAAGGUAUUACAAGUCCGUUUAAAGAAACAGGAACGACAAAAAGUACUUCAGGUUUUACUCCUGAGGCAACAACACAAGAAGUUUAUACAAGAACGAUCCCUGUGAGUUCGACAGGUUUUACGACAAGUAGUACAGAGCAAGGUAUUACAAGUCCGUUUAAAGAAACAGGAACGACAAAAAGUACUUCAGGUUUUACUCCUGAGGCAACAACACAAGAAGCUUAUACCAGCAUUCCUGUGAGUACGACAGGUUUCACGACAAGCAGCACGGAACAAGGUAUUACAAGUACGUUUAAAGAAACAGGAACGACAAAGAGUACUUCAGGUUUUACCUCUGAAGCGACAACACAAGAAGCUUAUACAAGAAGCAGUGCUGUGAGUACGACAAGCAGCACGGAACAAGGUACUACACCUCCAUUUAAAGAAACGGGAACUACAAUUCGUACUUCAGGUUUUACUCCUGAGGCAACAACACAAGAAGUUUAUACAAGAACGAUCCCUGUGAGUACGACAGGUUUUACGAUAAGUAGUAUUACAAGCCCGUUUAAAGAAACGGGAACGACAAAGAGUACUUCAGAGUUUACUUCUGAAGUGACAACACAAGAAGCUUAUACCGGAAGCAUUUCUGUGGGUACGACAAGCAGCACGGAACAAGGUACUACAAGUCCAUUUAAAGAAACGGGAACUACAAUUCGUACUUCGGGUUUUACUCCUGAAGCAACAACACAAGAAGUUUAUACAAGAACGAUCCCUGUGAGUAUGACAGGCUUUACGACAAGCAGCACGGAACAAGGUACUACAAGUCCGUUUAAAGAACCUGGAGCUACAACUAUUUCUUCUGGUUUUACUGCUGAAGCAACAACCCAGGAAACUGAUACAAAAAUCGUUCCUGUGACUACGCCUGGCUUUACGAAAAGUAGUACGGAACAAGGUACUACAGGUCCGUUUAGAGAAACGGGAGUCCCAAGUAGUACUUCAACUACGUCUCAAGCAACAACACAAGAAGUUUACACAAAAACUACCCUCGAAAGUGAGACAGGUUUUACAACAAGCGGUGCAGAGCAGGGUACUACAACUCCAUUUAAAGAAACUGGAACGACAGUUAGUUCUUCCGUUAUUACCUCUGAAGGAACAACACAAGAAUCUUAUGGAAAAACCACUGCGAGUACGACAGGUUUUACAACUGGAGGAUUCACGGGAAGAUCUUCAGAAGGUUAUACGCCGUACGAAACAACGAGUGUCGUUUCUACUUUAAGUUCUGAAGCUCGUACUGCAAGUACUGUAAAAGUCAGUACUGUGGGUGAAACUUUGGCGACUACGAUGCCAACGGUAAUUCCUACAAGUCCUAUACCCAUCGAUACCUACACAGAUCGAACCACUAACCUCACAGUAACCUGUAACACAGACCUGGACUGUCAGGCGUACGAAACGUGUCUAUGCCAGCAAUGUGUUAACGUUUGUGCGAUCGGUGGUCGUUGCGCUAUAAACGCAAUAUGUACGCCUGAAAACCACACGGCGAUCUGCAUGUGUCCGCCGGCAUACUCAGGAGAUCCAAAGAGGAAUUGCUUACAAGAACCACCUCAUUCAAAAGCACCUAAACCGUGCGAAUCAGAUAUGGACUGUCUCGAAAGCGAGGCUUGUUACAUGUCGCUGUGCGAAGAUCCUUGUGCAUUUACUAACGCCUGUGCAAAAACUGCUAAGUGUCAAGUGAAAAUGCACAGGCCUAUAUGUACAUGUCCGAUGGGAUACGAAGGAAAUCCUGCGAUUAAAUGCUUCAAGUCCCCAACAAUGAGUUGCACCAACAACAACGAUUGUCCCUUGACCGAAGCCUGCAUCGGGCACGCAUGUCAAAGACCAUGCGAUGUACACAACCCGUGUGCCCAUAACGCCGUCUGCGUCAACACCAACCACGGCUCUGACUGUAGUUGUGCGGAAGGCUACCAAGGAAACGGUUACGUUGGCUGCGUGCCAGUUCACGACUACAAACCCAUCUGCCAAUACAACGAAGACUGCCCACCUAACAAACUCUGCGACAGACUCAACAGAAUAUGUAUCAACCCCUGCUUCGACGAUUCCUGCGGCGAAAACGCCGAGUGUCUACCCAAAGAUCACGGAAUCGAAUGCCGAUGCCUCCCCGGAUACCAAGGAAACCCGUACACUCUCUGCGACCAAGUCCUCGGCUGUAGAUCCGACCGCGAUUGCUCAUCGAACGAAGCCUGCAUCAACGGCCGCUGCGGUUCCCCUUGUCGCUGUGGCCACUACGCCGUCUGCGAAGUCCUCAACCAUAAACCGACCUGUAAGUGCCCACCAGGAUACCAAGGAAAUCCGGCAACCGGAUGUCAACCACCCACCAACCCUUGUGACCCUAACCCCUGCGGUUUGCACGCCCAAUGCGAAGUCGAUAAAGGGAGCGCUGUUUGCUUCUGCCCUAAAGGUCUAACCGGAAAUCCGUUUGUUAGUUGCAUUCCUGAAGGAGAUGAGUGUUCUCCAAACCCUUGUGGACCCAAUUCUGGUUGUAGGGUAGUCGGUGGUAAAGCCGUUUGCUUCUGUUUACCUGAAUACGAAGGAACGCCUCCUCAAGUUCCGUGUGCCUUACCUGCGAACCCCUGUAACCCGUCUCCCUGCGGACCCAACACCCAAUGUACUAUUUUGGGCAGUGGUUUUGCCAAGUGCACUUGUCUCCCGGGUUAUUUGGAGAGCCCCAAUACCAUCCGAGGUUGUAUCGAGGCGAAAAACCCUUGCGAACCCAAUAUCUGCGGUCAAGGUGCUCUUUGCGAUCCCUUACGGGAACCCGUCUGCUACUGUCCUUUAGGCAAAUCCGGAAACCCUUAUAGAGUAUGUACUGAACCCACUGUGGCUCCUAUGUUGUGCUCUCCCGGACCCUGUGGUCUAAAUUCCGACUGUUACGUUUCAAACAACCAAGAACAGUGUUACUGCAGAGCAGGUUUCAUCGGUGAUCCUUACUCAGGUUGUAGACUCCAACCUCCUAGUCCUUGCGUACCCAACCCAUGUGGGCCGGGAGCUCAAUGCACCGUUUCGCCCGACGGAAAGUCCAUGUGUCGCUGUCCAGACGGCAUGGGAGGUGAUCCUACAGGACCGGCUGGCUGCCACGGAUACGAAUGUGUAGUCGAUGAUAAUUGCGCCGACCAUCAAGCUUGCAUGGGUUAUAGAUGUCGUGACCCGUGUCCGGGUUCUUGUGGGGUUAACGCCAACUGUCGAGUGGAAAAACAUCAUCCUGUUUGCACCUGCGAACCCAAUUUCACCGGAAAUCCAGUCAUUAGGUGCUUCCCCAUUCCGCCACGCACGCCCGAUAGGAACCCAUGUUUGCCAAGUCCUUGCGGGUUGAACACCCUCUGCCAAGUCGUAGGAAGUCGUGCUGUUUGCUCGUGUUUGCCUGAUUUUCAAGGAGAUCCACAGUUUGGGUGUCGCCCAGAGUGUGUUCUGAACUCCGACUGUCCUAUUAAUAAAGCUUGUUUGGAACGACACUGUGUGGAUCCUUGCACUAUUAACAACCUGUGUGGAAUCCACGCUAUUUGUCAAGUUCGGGAUCAUACUGCUACUUGUAUUUGUCCCGAAGGAUACAUGGGAGAUCCUUUCUAUCAAUGUUUGCCGACUCCUCCGGUUUCUCCAAUCGCCAAUGUUUCUAAACCGUGUUUACCAUCACCGUGUGGGACUACCAUGGAAUGUAACAACUACGGUGGACAAGUGGCUAUUUGUGACCCUUGUUUGGGUCCUGACGCUCCUUACAACCCCCAAUGUAGACCAGAAUGUUUAACCAACGCCGACUGUCCUUUCAACAGAGCUUGUCUAGGAUUUACUUGUGCAGACCCUUGUCCUGGAUCUUGUGGAGUGAAUGCUUUGUGUACUGUCGUUAGUCACACGCCGGUUUGUAGUUGUCCCCAAGGCCUCAUCGGGAACCCAUUCGAACACUGUUCCACCCCCACAAAACCCAUCGACCGAAUCGACACUUGUGAAAACGUCAGAUGUGGUGCGAACGCUGAUUGCAAACAACAGCAACGUGCCUUGUCAUGCGUUUGCAAAAAAGGCUUCUUUGGCAACCCCUGGAUCGCUUGCAGACCCGAGUGUGUGAUAAACCCCGACUGUUCUCUCGACAAAGCGUGCAUCAACAGCAAAUGCGUAGACCCGUGUGCUGGCGUCUGCGGUGUAGGCGCUCAGUGUGAAGCCAUAAACCACAUCCCUAUAUGUUUCUGUCCACCUCAACACACUGGAGACCCCUUCGUUAACUGUUAUCCGUACAAACCACCAGCACCACCACUGGUAGUCGUUCCCGGCAAUCCAUGCGAUCCUUCUCCAUGUGGUCCCUACAGCAGAUGUCUCGUCUCGUCUCAAGGUUUCGCCACUUGCUCGUGCCUUCCAAAUUAUCACGGUGCACCACCUGCUUGCAAACCUGAAUGUAUCGUCAGUUCCGAGUGUCCCCAAACCCGAGCUUGCAUCAACCAGAAAUGUACUGACCCUUGUCCUGGAACGUGCGGCAAUAACGCCAUCUGUACGGUGAUCAACCACAAUCCCAUCUGUAGUUGUCCACCGGGACAACAAGGCGAUCCGUUCGUUAACUGCUACGCUACAACAGUAACCGAAGAACCCAGAAUACCACUGAACCCUUGUAGUCCAUCUCCGUGUGGACCUAAUUCAAUCUGUCAAGUCAAAAAUAACCGACCGGUUUGCUCUUGCAGUCCAAACUAUAGCGGUAGCCCUCCGUACUGUCGCCCGGAAUGCGUCAUCAGUCAAGAAUGUCCAAAGAACAAAGCAUGCGUGAAAGAAAAAUGUGUUGACCCUUGUAUCAACACUUGUGGUCAAAACGCAAAAUGUGAUGUAGUCAGUCACACUCCGUUCUGUAGUUGCUUGUCUGGCUACGAAGGUGACGCUUUCGUGGGUUGUUCAAAGGUUAUAGUCGUUCCUAAAGAUCCCUGCAAUCCUUCUCCGUGUGGAGGGAACGCUCAAUGUACGGUAUUGAACGGGGCUGCUAGAUGCAGUUGCAUUCCACCAUACAUCGGCAAUCCUUACGCCGGUGGAUGCAGACCUGAGUGUACCAUCAACGCCGACUGUCCGAGUCAUUUAGCUUGUUUGAGUCAACACUGUAGGAAUCCAUGUCAAGGCCUGUGCGGAGCAAGAGCCGAAUGUAACGUUGUCAAUCACGUCCCGGUUUGUGUGUGUGCUAGAGGACUUGUAGGAAAUCCGUUUACUUCUUGCCGUGAAGCAAUACCAGAACCACCCAAAAACCCAUGUGAACCGUCUCCGUGUGGCCCGAACAGCGUCUGUCGUGUUAGGAACAACCAAGCGGUGUGUUCGUGUCAACUGGGUUAUUUCGGAUCACCACCACUCUGCAGACCCGAAUGUCUAGUCAGCUCGGAAUGUAGUCAACACACAGCUUGUAUUAACCAGAAGUGUCAAGACCCGUGCCCUGGCGCCUGUGGAUUUAACGCUCGCUGUCAAGUAGUCAAUCACAACCCGAUUUGUAGUUGUCCUUCCAAUUAUAUAGGAGACCCAUUCGUGCAAUGUAACAGAGAAGAACCCAAAGUACAGCCACCAACGAAAAUCACCCCAUGUAUUCCAUCACCGUGUGGUUCUAACGCCGAGUGUCGACCAGUCGGAGAUCGCCCUGUAUGUUCCUGUCUUCCUGGAAUGUUGGGUGCGCCUCCAAAUUGUCGCCCCGAGUGUGUCAUCAACCAAGAUUGUCCCUCACAUCUCGCGUGUGUUAAUAAUAAAUGUAAAGAUCCGUGUGCGGGUUCGUGUGGAUAUAACGCUCAGUGUACCGUGUUUAACCACCAGCCAACUUGUAACUGCCUUUCUGGAUUCGAAGGAGAUCCGUUCUCUGGUUGUAGCCCCGUGCAAGUUAUUGAUAUUCCUCGAAAUCCGUGCAACCCCUCGCCUUGUGGGGCUAACGCUAUUUGUAAAGAACGAAACGGUGCGGGUUCUUGCACUUGCGUAAAGAACUACUUUGGUGACCCUUAUGCCGGAUGUAGACCCGAAUGUGUUAUGAAUACUGAUUGUCCCCACGACAAAGCAUGUUUAGCUAUGAAGUGUCGAGACCCUUGCCCAGGUAGUUGCGGCCUAAACGCAGAAUGUAAAGUUAUAAAUCACAAUCCGCAAUGUUACUGUCUCCCUGGAUUUACUGGAAACGCGUUGACUCUAUGUCGAGAAGUUCCAGCCAGUAAGACACCACAACCCUCAAAGACCCACCCCUUAAUCUCUAUUUCUUUAGUCACUGACGAAGAACCUAGGAGAAACCCUUGCGUGCCGUCCCCUUGUGGCCCCUACAGUAUUUGUAGAGUGCAAAAUGACAGACCCGUAUGUUCUUGUUCUUCUGGUUAUUUAGGCGCGCCACCCAAUUGCAGACCGGAGUGUCUAGUCAACUCGGAAUGUCCCUUAGACAAAGCAUGCUACAAACAAAAAUGCAUUGACCCUUGUCCCGGAACUUGCGGUUUUAACGCGAGAUGUAAAGUGGUGAACCACAAUCCCAUCUGUAGCUGUCCUUCGGGAUAUGUGGGUGAUCCCUUCAGUAGAUGUACUUUAGAAAUCAAACCGCCAGUAGUAGAGAUACAAAACCCUUGCAGACCAUCCCCUUGCGGUUUAUUCUCCGAAUGCCGUGUCCGAGAUAAUCGGCCAGUUUGUUCCUGCUUGCCGAAUUACUACGGCCAACCACCCAACUGUAGACCCGAAUGUGUCGUUAACUCUGACUGUGCUGCGACCAAAGCAUGCCAAAACGAGAGAUGUCGCGAUCCGUGCCCCGGUUCUUGCGGCGCAAGCGCAGAAUGUAGAACAAUCAAUCACUCUCCAGUUUGUUAUUGCUUGCAAGGAUUUACCGGCGAUCCUUUCUCGGGAUGCCACCAAAUUGUGGCCAUCGAAGAAGCUAGACACCCUUGCAAUCCGUCACCAUGUGGAAGUAACGCCAUUUGUCGCGAACAGAACGGCGCAGGAUCGUGCGCUUGCAUACAAGACUAUUUCGGUGACCCUUACGCAGGUUGUAGACCCGAGUGUGUGACAAACUCAGACUGUCCACGGGAUAGAGCUUGCGUUAAUAACAAAUGCAAGGAUCCUUGUCCAGGGACGUGCGGAUUGAAUGCUGAAUGUAGAGUUUACAACCACGCACCAACAUGCAACUGCUUGUCAGGAUACACUGGAAACGCUUUGCGAUCAUGUCACCUUCCGCCUCCACCUCUGCCUUCACCACCGGAACAGGAACUCAAUCCAUGUCAGCCAUCACCUUGCGGACCAUACAGUCAAUGCAGGGUUUCUAACGGGCAUGCAGUCUGUUCUUGUCAGUCUAGUUACAUAGGGACACCUCCCUCUUGCAGACCCGAAUGCACGGUCAGCACAGACUGCAUGCAGGAUAGAGCUUGCAUUAAUCAAAAAUGUCGCGACCCUUGUCCCGGCACGUGCGGAUUAAACGCGAGAUGUAAUGUAGUUAAUCACAACCCUAUCUGUAGCUGCUCGCCUGGAUUCGAAGGAGAUCCUUUCGUCAGAUGCAUUAAAACAGAACGACGACCUGUGGUCGAACCCAGCGGAAACCCUUGCGUUCCUUCGCCUUGCGGCCCUAACUCUCAAUGCAGAGUCGUGGGUACACAAGCCGCAUGUUCCUGUUUACCAAACUAUAUCGGUCGCUCGCCUAACUGCCGCCCAGAAUGUACCAUAAACGCGGAAUGCCCCAGCAAUUUAGCUUGCAUUAACGAAAAGUGUCGCGAUCCUUGUCCCGGUUCCUGUGGAGUUCAAACUACUUGCGUUGUCGUCAACCACUCACCCGUGUGUCAGUGCCAGGUUGGUUUUACCGGUGAUCCGUUCGCUGGUUGCUCUCAAAUACCUCCAAGGCCAACCCAACCCGAAAUUAUUAACCCUUGUAAUCCGUCACCUUGCGGUGCCAACGCCGUUUGCAAAGAACGUAACAACGCGGGAUCGUGUACUUGUUUACCGGAAUAUUUCGGAGACCCGUACUCGGGUUGCAGACCGGAGUGUGUCAUCAACACCGACUGCUCUCGCGAUAAAGCUUGCAUCAACAACAAAUGUAAAAAUCCUUGUCCAGGAACAUGCGGUUUGAACGCGGAAUGCAGGGUCGCUAAUCACGCUCCAUCUUGCUCUUGCCUAGUCGGAUACACAGGAAACCCGGCUGUUGCAUGCCACCUACCGCAGCCUAUUUUGCAUGAAGAACCAAAGACUCAACCUUGCCAGCCUUCACCUUGCGGACCCUACAGUCAGUGUCGAGUAGUGAAUGGGCACGCAGUAUGUUCCUGUCAAGCGAACUAUAUCGGAUCGCCACCGAUGUGUAAACCCGAGUGCAUGAUUUCAGCCGACUGCCAGUUAGACAAAGCUUGUAUAAACACCAAAUGCCAAGACCCGUGCCCAGGCACUUGCGGUCUUAACGCGAGAUGUCAAGUUGUAAAUCAUAACCCCAUUUGUAGUUGCCCUACAGGUUUUUCAGGAGACCCGUUUGUGCGCUGUGUGCAAGAACAACCUGUAGAACGACCCAAACCGCCAGAAAACCCGUGCGUCCCUUCACCUUGUGGCCCCAACUCUCAAUGUAGAAUAAUCGGCAACACCCCCGCGUGUUCAUGUCUACAAAACUACAUCGGCCGCCCUCCCAACUGUCGCCCAGAAUGUACCAUUAACUCCGAAUGCCCCAGUAAUCGCGCCUGCCAAAACGAGCGUUGCGUUGAUCCUUGUCCCGGGUCGUGUGGAGCUUUCGCGGACUGCGUCGUCAUAACUCACAGAUCAGUUUGUUCGUGUAAAACUGGCUACACCGGCGAUCCUUUCGCCGGCUGUAACCUCAUUCCUAUCCAACAACCCGUCGAAGAACCACGAAACCCUUGCAACCCUUCACCUUGCGGCGCUAACGCCGAAUGCAAAGAACGAAACGGUGCGGGUUCUUGCAGUUGCUUGCCUGAGUAUUUCGGAGAUCCUUAUAGUGGCUGCAGACCCGAAUGUGUUACCAAUUCGGACUGCCCUAGAGACAAAGCUUGCACGAAUAAUAAAUGUAGAGAUCCAUGUCCAGGAAUCUGUGGACUUAACGCAGAAUGUAGGGUUAGUAAUCACGCGCCGUCGUGCUUCUGUUUAACAGGAUACACAGGAAACCCGCAAGUUUCUUGUCAUCUUCCACCUCCUAAACCGGAACAACCAAGGGGUAACCCUUGCGUGCCUUCACCUUGUGGACCGUAUAGUAAUUGCAAAGUUGUAAACGAUCACGCGGUAUGCUCUUGUCAAACUAAUUAUAUCGGCGCUCCGCCUUCUUGUAAACCGGAGUGUAUGGUGAGCACUGACUGCCCGCAGAAUCGUGCUUGUAUAAACACCAAAUGUCAAGAUCCUUGUCCCGGUACCUGUGGAAUUAACGCGCGUUGUCAAAUUGUCAACCACAACCCGAUUUGUAGUUGUCCUACUAACUACAUCGGCGAUCCUUUCGUUAGGUGCAUUUUGCAAACGAAACCUGAACCACCUACACCUACUGGCAAUCCUUGCGUACCAUCUCCUUGUGGAUUAAACUCUCAAUGCAGAGUCAUCGGCAGCCAGGCUGCUUGUUCGUGUUUACCGAACUACAUCGGACGUUCUCCUAACUGUAGACCUGAGUGUACUAUCAAUGCUGAAUGUCCCGGAAAUUUAGCUUGUCAGAACGAGAAAUGUAAAGACCCUUGUCCGGGAUCCUGCGGUUCUAGCACAACGUGUACCGUCCUUAAACAUUCACCGGUUUGUGUUUGCGUGUCUGGAUACACUGGUGAUCCCUUCACCGGAUGCUCUCCCAUACCGCCUCCUGCUCCUGUCACUGAAAGACCCACCAACCCAUGUAACCCAUCACCUUGUGGUGCUAACGCUGUAUGUAAAGAAAGAAACGGAGCUGGAUCGUGUGCGUGCUUGCCCGAAUAUUUCGGCGACCCGUAUAGCGGCUGUCGACCAGAAUGUGUUACCAAUUCAGACUGCGAUCGCAGCAGAGCUUGUGUCAAUAACAAGUGUGUCGAUCCUUGUCCGGGUACCUGUGGAAUAAACGCAGAAUGCAGAGUAGUCAAUCAUGCUCCUUCCUGUUCUUGUAUACCUGGAUACACCGGAGAACCUCUACGAAUUUGUAACCUCGUACAACCUAUUGAAGAAGAACCUCCUCAGAACCCUUGCCAACCGUCACCCUGCGGUCCCUACAGUCAAUGUCGCGAAAUAAAUAACCACGCAGUUUGCUCCUGUCAACAAAACUACAUUGGAACGCCGCCCAUGUGUAGACCCGAAUGUAUCGUUAGUUCAGAAUGUCCGCAAGACAAAGCUUGUUCUAAUCAAAAGUGUUUGAAUCCUUGUCGAGCCGGAGCGACACCUUGCGGUCAGAACGCAGACUGUCGAGUCGUAAACCACAAUCCCAUCUGCAGCUGUAUACUUGGCUUUACUGGAGAUCCUUUCACUCGUUGCUCUAAAGUUGAACUACCUCCACCUCCAAGGAAUGACACAAACCCUUGCAUACCUUCACCGUGUGGACCAAAUUCACAAUGUAGAGUCAUUGGUACUCAACCUGCAUGUUCUUGUUUACAAAACUAUGUCGGCCGCCCACCGAACUGUAGGCCCGAGUGUAUUAACGAUUCCGAAUGUCCAAACUAUAAAUCUUGUAAAAACGAGCGAUGCGUAGAUCCAUGUCCGGGUACUUGCGGUACCAACGCACAGUGUACCGUUGUCAAUCACAGCCCGGUCUGCUCUUGCUUCUCAGGCUAUACUGGCGAUCCUUUCUUUUCUUGUACACUGCCAAUUUCACCAUCAACGGAAAGAACUCCGCCCACAACACCGUGCUUCCCAUCACCCUGCGGCCCGAACGCAGAAUGUCGCGAGAAAAACGGUGCGGGUGCUUGCAUCUGCCCUCCGGGAUACUUCGGCGACCCAUACGACAACACCAGAGGCUGCCACCGCGAAUGCGAAAUCAACACCGACUGCUCGCCGACCCUUGCCUGCGUCGCCUACAAAUGCGUCGACCCGUGCAUCGGAACCUGCGGAACGUACGCUGAAUGCCGCGUCAAAGACCACGUACCCACAUGCAACUGCCCCGCCGGUUUCACCGGCGACCCGUUCUUCCAGUGUAGAGAAGUCAUUCCAGAACCGCCGCGACGUCCCGAAAAUCCAUGUAUUCCUUCGCCUUGUGGACCAAACAGCCAAUGUAGGAACGUCAACGAUCAAGGAGUGUGUUCUUGUCUACCCAACUUCAUCGGAACCCCUCCGAGUUGCCGCCCCGAAUGUGUCGUCAGUUCAGAAUGCUCUUCAGAUAAGGCGUGCAUCAACCAGAAAUGUCGGGAUCCUUGUCCUAAUACGUGCGGUCUAGGCGCUCAAUGCAGUACUCGAAACCACAGCCCCAUUUGUGCUUGUCCUCCAGGAUUCACGGGAGAUCCGUUUGCGAAGUGCACACCACAAGUUAUAGUAACGGAACCGACGACUGAGAGACCUCCGUCGUGUUUCCCGUCACCUUGCGGACCCAACUCGCAAUGCGAAAUCCGAAACGGCCUACCCUCGUGUUCGUGUCUGCCGAAUUACACCGGCGCCCCACCGUCUUGUCGUCCAGAAUGUACCAUCAGUUCGGAAUGUAGCAGUACCUUGGCGUGCAUCAAUUUGAAAUGUCGCGAUCCCUGUCCGGGUUCGUGCGGUUCGAGUGCCAAGUGCCACGUUCUCAACCACAUACCCGUGUGUACUUGCGAGGAUGGUUACACCGGAAAUCCCUUCAUUCAGUGUACUUUGAAACCUCCAGUAACUGAGCCACCGGUGCCGAAAGAUCCAUGCAAUCCUUCACCGUGCGGUCCUAACGCACAGUGUAACAACGGUGUCUGCACUUGUCUGCCCGAGUUCAUUGGGAACCCUUACGAAUCCUGUCGACCUGAAUGCGUACUCAGCACCGAAUGUAGCAGAGAUAAAGCUUGCAUUAGGAACAAGUGUGUGGAUCCAUGCCCUGGCACUUGCGGUUCCAACGCUCGUUGCGACGUCAUCAACCACAUACCCACGUGCUCUUGUCCCGACGGGUACACCGGAGAUCCGUUCACGAAUUGUCGUGUAUCCGAAGCGAGACAGCCUACCGUCGUAGAUCCUUGCAACCCGUCACCUUGUGGCCCCAACAGCCAAUGCAAAAACACCAACGAUCACGCCGUGUGCUCGUGCAUCCAAGGGUACGUCGGAACGCCACCAUCUUGUAGACCAGAGUGCGUCGUUAGCGCGGAAUGUGCCGCAACUAAAGCCUGCGUCAAUCAGAAAUGCGUGGACCCGUGUCCCGGCUCGUGUGGCUUAGGAGCACGCUGCGAAGUUAUAAACCACAGUCCGAUAUGUAGCUGCCAGGAAGGCCAAACAGGAGAUCCGUUCCAAAGCUGCAGACCUAUUCCGCCUCCACCGCCGACGCCGCCACCACCAAGAACCGACCCUUGUUUGCCAACCCCGUGCGGACCAAACUCGAUUUGUCGUCGCGUAGGAGACACGCCGUCUUGUAGUUGCGCACAAGAUUACACCGGAAGCCCGCCGAACUGCAGACCUGAGUGCGUGAUCAACCCAGAUUGUCCCAGCAACCUGGCUUGCAUCAACAACAAGUGCAAAGAUCCAUGUCCCGGCAGUUGUGGGGUUAACACAGAAUGUCGGGUCAUCAGUCACACCGUUUCGUGUUCUUGCUCCCCCGGCUUUGUGGGGAAUCCGUUCGUGCAAUGUACCGUAAAACAAGAGGAGCCUGCGAACCCGUGCGAACCUUCGCCAUGCGGUUCUAACGCUAUUUGUACGGAAAGGAACGGAGCUGGUGCCUGUAAAUGCAUCGACGACUACCAAGGAAACCCAUACGAAGGAUGCAGACCGGAGUGCGUCUUGAGUUCGGACUGCCCAACGAACAAGGCUUGUAUUAGAAAUAAAUGUGGAGACCCUUGUCCAGGAGUAUGUGGCGAAUUUGCUGAAUGUUCUGUGAUCAAUCAUGUGCCUACUUGUACAUGCGUUAAAGACUAUAUUGGGGAUCCGUUUACCAGAUGUACGCCUCAACCACCUGUGACAGAACCGACCGUUUACGUCGACCCAUGUAACCCGAGUCCUUGCGGACCCAACUCCCAAUGUAGGAACGUAAAUGAUCAAGGUGUGUGUUCCUGUUUACCGGAAUACACCGGUUCUCCACCCAACUGUAAACCAGAAUGCGUGGUCAGUUCUGAAUGUCCCCAAAACCGAGCGUGCCAUAAAUUCAAAUGUGCCAAUCCUUGCACCGGAACUUGUGGUAUCGGUGCCAGGUGUGAAGUUAUCAAUCACAACCCUAUCUGUAGUUGUCCCUCUGGUUUAACCGGAGAUCCAUUCCUGAGAUGUUACGAAAUGGUAGUGACACCACCACCGCCUACCCCUGUACCAAGAGAUCCUUGCUUGCCUUCUCCUUGUGGACCAAACUCAGCCUGCAGAGCAGUAGGAGAUCAACCUUCUUGUUCUUGCUUGCCGAACUAUAUAGGAUCGCCACCCAGCUGCAGACCCGAAUGUGUGGUAAACACGGACUGUCCCUCUAACCAAGCUUGCAUUACCGAGAAGUGUAGAGACCCGUGCCCGGGUUCCUGCGGCUUCAACGCCGAAUGCAGAGUCCAGAACCACAUUCCCAUCUGUACGUGCGCCGCCAGAUUUGUCGGAGACCCAUUCACUCAAUGUACACCCGAAAUCAAACAAGAAGAACCUAAAGUACCGCUGGAUCCAUGCAAUCCGUCUCCUUGUGGUGCCAAUACUCAGUGCAGAGACGGCGUCUGCUCUUGUCUGCCAGAGUACCAAGGAGAUCCCUACCGCGGUUGCCGCCCCGAAUGUACAAUGAACACUGACUGUUCUCCGAACAAAGCUUGCAGUAACCUUCGUUGCAUAGACCCCUGCCCUGGAACAUGCGGACAAGGCGCCGUCUGCGACGUCGUCAACCACAUCCCCACCUGCAGCUGUCCUUCCGGCUACGAAGGCGACCCCUUCACCAGUUGCAGACCCGUCAAAAUAGAACCACCCCGCGACCCAUGCAGCCCAUCUCCUUGCGGCCCCAACAGCCUCUGUAGAGUGAAUAACGGCGUGGCUGUCUGCUCGUGCCAGCCCGGCUUGAUCGGAAACCCACCCAGUUGUCGUCCAGAAUGCAUCGUCAGCGCGGAGUGUCCUCUCACCAAAGCCUGUCUCAAUAACAAAUGCGUGGACCCGUGCCCAGGAACCUGUGGAAUCAACGCCAGGUGCCAGGUGGUCAAUCACAACCCUAUCUGCAGUUGUACGGAAGGCAUGUCCGGGGAUCCGUUCACCAGGUGCGCGCCGGUCGUAAUCCGCCAACCGGUCAGACCGUGCGAACCGAGUCCGUGCGGGCCGAAUUCCAUCUGUCAAGUUCGCGGCGAGAGUCCGGCGUGUACGUGUCUCGAAAACUACGUCGGAGCACCGCCGAACUGCCGGCCGGAGUGUACCAUCAACCCCGAGUGUUCGAGCGUUACGGCUUGUAUUAAUCAAAAGUGUCGCGAUCCGUGUCCGGGUAGCUGCGGACAAAACGCUGUCUGCAACGUGGUCAAUCACAGUCCGGUGUGCAAGUGCAAUCCAGGAUUCGAAGGAGAUCCGUUCGUGCGCUGCGUGCCGGUCGUCGUACCAGUUCAAAUCCCCUCGGAAGUGUUGACUCCUUGUUCACCAUCACCUUGUGGCGCAAACGCGAUCUGCAAAGAAAGAAACGGAGCAGGUUCAUGUACCUGUUUGGCGGAUUAUGUUGGCAACCCUUACGAAAGUUGUAGGCCCGAGUGUGUCCACAACUCAGACUGUCCCUCUAAUAAAGCGUGCACUAGAAACAAAUGUAUUGACCCUUGCCCUGGUACUUGUGGACAAAAUGCGAACUGCCAAGUCAUAAAUCAUUCCCCUUCGUGUACUUGUUUGCCUGGAUACACUGGCGAUCCUUUCAGGUUUUGCAACUUGCCACCAGUUGAACCCCCUAGGGACGUAGUUCCAGUCAACCCUUGCCAACCCAGUCCAUGUGGACCCAACAGUCAAUGUCGGGAAAUAAACGGACAAGCGGUUUGUUCUUGUUUACCCAAUUAUAUAGGAAGCCCCCCAGGAUGCAGACCCGAAUGUGUUGUUAGUUCCGAAUGUCCAUCAAACAAAGCGUGUAUCAAUCAAAAAUGUUCUGACCCUUGUCCCGGAACGUGUGGGCAAGCCACAAAUUGCCAAGUAAUCAAUCACAGUCCCAUUUGUACUUGCCGCCCAGCAUACACCGGUGACCCAUUCUCCAGAUGUUACCCCAUACCACCACCACCUCUGGAGCCCCAGCCGUUGCCGCAACCGAUAAACCCCUGCGUACCAUCACCGUGUGGACCUAACUCUCAAUGUCGCGAUAUCGGUGGCUCCCCUUCUUGUUCAUGUCUGUCCGAAUUUACCGGGAAUCCUCCGAACUGUAGACCAGAAUGUACCCAAAAUUACGAAUGCCCAAGCAAUUUAGCUUGCAUAAGGAACAAAUGUAAAGAUCCUUGUCCUGGAACCUGCGGCGUUGGAGCAAACUGCCUCAUAAAUAACCAUCUCGCUAUAUGUGUUUGUCCCGAAGGAUACACCGGUGAUCCUUUCAACAACUGUUAUCCCAAGCCACAAGAAAUAGAACCUGUAGUAGAAAAAGAUCCUUGCAAUCCUUCACCGUGUGGAUCUAAUGCUCGCUGCGAUAACGGCAUCUGUACUUGUCUACCGGAGUAUCAAGGUGAUCCGUAUAGAGGAUGUAGACCUGAAUGUAUUAUUAGUGACGACUGUUCUCGAGAUAAAGCUUGCCGUAGAAAUAAAUGUAUGGACCCUUGUCCAGGAACAUGUGGCCAAGGUGCUCUCUGUACCGUCACUAAUCACAUCCCAAUGUGUAGCUGUCCAGCUGGAUACACAGGCAACGCCUUCGUUGUUUGUAGCGUCCUAGAGACACCCCCUCCGAGAAACCCCUGCAGCCCGUCCCCAUGCGGCCCUAACAGCCAAUGCCGUGAAGUCAACACGCAAGCCGUGUGUUCGUGCGUCCCCGGAUACAUCGGUAGCCCCCCCACUUGUCGACCAGAAUGCAUAACAAGCUCGGAAUGCCCCCUGAUUCAAGCUUGCGUUAACCAAAAAUGUGUAGACCCAUGUCCUGGAACUUGCGGCCUCAGCGCCAAAUGUCAAGUCAUUAACCACAACCCCAUUUGCAGCUGUCCUCCGGACUACACCGGCGACCCUUUCACUAGAUGCUUCCCCAAACCCCAAGAAGAACCAGUUAAAAUUCCAACCGACCCAUGUCAGCCGUCACCUUGCGGCCCCAACUCUCAAUGUCGAGCAGUCGGCGACUCCCCCUCUUGCUCCUGUCUCCCCGAAUUUAGCGGCUCGCCGCCAAACUGCCGCCCCGAAUGCAUCACCAACAGUGAAUGUGCCUUUAACCUCGCCUGCAUCAACCGCAAAUGCGCGGACCCUUGCCGGGGCAUAUGCGGAUCAAACGCCGAAUGUCGUGUUGUCAAUCAUGCCCCCAACUGUGCUUGCGUACCAGGUUUCGAGGGUGACCCCUUCGUGCAAUGCAUACAGCGACGACCGCCGCCACCACCCGAGUCUGUCAAUCCAUGCGUUCCGUCACCGUGUGGUUCCAAUGCCGUGUGUAAGGAACGUAACGGUGCUGGAUCGUGUGUUUGUCUCCCGGAAUACCUCGGAAACCCGUACGAAGGCUGCCGACCAGAAUGCGUUCUGAGCUCAGACUGUCCCUCGAAUAAAGCCUGCGUGAGAAACAAAUGCGUGGAUCCGUGUCCCGGAACUUGUGGCCAGAAUGCCAACUGUCAGGUCAUUAAUCAUUCUCCAUCUUGUACUUGCAUCCCGGGGUACACCGGAGAUCCGUUUAGGUUCUGCAAUUUACUGCAACCCGAACCUGAGAGAGACGAAACUCCCAAAAAUCCGUGCCAGCCGAGUCCGUGUGGACCCAACAGUCAAUGCCGGGAAGUAAACGGACAAGCAGUUUGUUCGUGUCUUCCCAAUUACAUAGGUAGCCCUCCAGGAUGUAGGCCAGAAUGCGUGGUUAGCUCAGAGUGUGCUCAGACUAAGGCUUGCGUAAACCAGAAAUGUGUGGACCCGUGUCCUGGAACCUGCGGACUUAACGCGAAUUGUCAAGUGAUCAACCACAGUCCUAUUUGUAGUUGUAAAGCGAGCUUCACCGGUGAUCCUUUCACUAGAUGUCUACCUACUCCACCCCCUCCCAUUGAACCACCGAGACCUGUCGAAAUCAAUCCAUGCCUACCAAAUCCGUGCGGUCCUAAUUCACAGUGUCGUAACGUAGGCAGCACACCUUCUUGUUCCUGUUUACCAACAUAUAUAGGCACACCACCAAACUGUAGACCAGAAUGUACCAUUAACCCAGACUGUCCAAGUAACUUGGCUUGCAUUCGCGAAAAAUGUCGAGACCCUUGCCCAGGUUCUUGCGGAACCGGUGCCCAAUGUAGUGUCAUCAACCACACACCAAUAUGUAGUUGUCUCGAAGGCUACACAGGUGAUCCUUUCAGUUUCUGUCAACCGAAACCCCAAGAAAUCGAACCUGUGAAAACCGACCCUUGCAACCCCUCGCCUUGCGGACCGAACGCCCAGUGUAACAACGGCAUUUGUACUUGUUUGCCCGAAUAUCAGGGAGAUCCGUACAGAGGAUGCCGACCUGAGUGUGUCUUAAAUAACGAUUGUCCUAAGGAUAGGGCUUGCAUUAGAAAUAAAUGUAAAGAUCCGUGCCCAGGUACUUGUGGUCAAAACGCUGAAUGUUCCGUAAUGAACCACAUCCCCAUUUGUACUUGUCUGCAAGGUUACGUCGGAAACGCUUUCAUUCUUUGUUCACCGAUUCCAGUCGAUAAACCCAAAAACCCAUGCAGUCCUUCACCUUGUGGCCCCAACAGUCAAUGUAGAGAGAUAAACGGGCAAGCUGUAUGUUCGUGUGUUCCCGGUUACAUCGGAAGCCCACCAUCUUGUAGACCUGAGUGUAUUACAAGUUCCGAAUGCUCCCUCAACGAAGCUUGCGUCAACCAGAAAUGCAUAAACCCGUGUCCCGGAACUUGUGGUCUUAAUGCUAACUGUCAGGUCGUAAAUCAUAACCCUAUUUGUAGUUGUAUUCCAAGCUAUGAAGGCGAUCCUUUCGUUAGAUGUUUACCAAAACCUGAAGAUGAAGUACUUCCGGUACCUACAAACCCAUGCCAACCAUCACCCUGUGGUCCCAACGCUGAAUGUAGAGAAAUUAACGGAUCCCCGUCUUGUUCUUGUUUGCCCGAAUUCCAAGGAUCACCCCCUAACUGUAGACCAGAAUGCGUUAGUAACAGCGAAUGCGCUAGCAAUUUAGCUUGCAUUAAUAGAAAAUGUAAAGACCCUUGUCCUGGAAUUUGCGGUCUAAAUGCCGAGUGCCGCGUGGUGAGUCAUACUCCAAAUUGUGUCUGCGUAACAGGUUAUAUAGGUGACCCCUUCACUCAAUGUACCGUCCCGCCAACACCUGUUCAAGAAAAUUUGACACCUUGUAAUCCAUCCCCUUGUGGGGUGAACGCUGAGUGUAAGGAACGAAACGGUGCAGGCGCGUGUGUUUGCAUCCCCGAGUACAUCGGAAACCCUUACGAGGGUUGCAGACCAGAGUGUUCAGUUAAUUCUGAUUGUCCAUCGAACAAAGCUUGCAUACGAAAUAAAUGUCAAGACCCGUGCCCAGGCACUUGCGGCCAAAACGCUCAAUGUCAAGUAAUAAAUCAUUUACCUUCGUGCACUUGCAUACCAGGUUACACGGGAGAUCCAUUCAGAUAUUGCAACCUUCCACCUCCGGAACCCGUCGAAACUCCUAAGAACCCUUGUCAACCAUCACCCUGUGGUCCCAAUAGUCAAUGUCGUGAGACAAAUGGACAAGCAGUUUGCUCAUGCCUUCCCAAUUACGUUGGUAGCCCUCCAGGAUGUAGACCCGAAUGUGUCGUUAGCUCAGAGUGCCCCCUUACCAAAGCUUGCAUUAAUCAAAAAUGCGCUGACCCAUGCCCAGGAACGUGUGGACUAAACACAAACUGUCAAGUAAUCAAUCAUAGUCCUAUUUGCACUUGUCAACCUGGUAAUACGGGAGAUCCUCUAACCCGAUGUUACCCAAUUCCACCUCCACCUCCCGAAAUUCCAAAACCGGUUAUCAACCCUUGCGUACCUUCACCGUGUGGUCCCAACAGCCAGUGUCGUGACACCGGAGGCUCUCCAUCCUGUUCUUGCUUACCUAACUUUGUAGGAAGUCCACCAAAUUGUAGACCCGAAUGUACAAUCAACUCGGAAUGUGCCAGUAAUUUGGCUUGUAUUCGGGAGAAGUGUCGAGAUCCAUGUCCCGGCUCUUGCGGAGCGGGUGCUCAAUGUAGCGUUAUCAACCACACCCCGAUAUGUACAUGUACCGAUGGAUACACCGGCGAUCCUUUCAGCUACUGUCACCCACCACCUCCCAAACCCAUCGCAGACGAUCCUUGCGGUCUAGCAUCUUGUGGACCGAAUACUCAGUGCAACGACGGAAUAUGUACGUGUUUGGCGGAAUAUCAGGGAGACCCUUACAGGGGAUGCAGACCUGAAUGUGUACUCAGCUCGGAUUGUCCUCGAGACAAAACUUGCAUCCGGAAUAAAUGUAAAGACCCGUGUCCCGGUACUUGUGGUCAAAAUGCUGAGUGCAGCGUUUUGAACCACAUACCGACAUGUACCUGUAUUCAAGGCUAUAUCGGAAACGCUUUCAUUCUUUGCUCUCCCAUACCCGAGGAAGUUAAGAAAAACCCAUGUAAUCCAUCUCCUUGUGGUCCCAAUAGUCAGUGCAGGGAAAUUAAUGGCCAAGCAGUUUGUUCAUGCGUUCCCGGUUUCAUAGGUAGCCCCCCAACGUGCAGACCGGAAUGUGUGACCAGUGCGGAAUGUUCGUUAAACCAAGCGUGUGUCAACCAAAAAUGUAUCGACCCUUGUCCUGGAACUUGCGGCUUGAACGCUAAAUGUCAAGUCGUCAACCACAACCCCAUUUGCAGUUGCCCACCUAAAUAUUCUGGAGAUCCGUUUAUUAGAUGUCUGCCAAUUCCGGAAGACGUGCCUCCCCCUGUACCACUAAACCCGUGUCAACCAUCUCCUUGCGGCCCCAAUUCUCAAUGUAAAGUGUCGGGAGAAUCACCCUCUUGUUCCUGCUUACCGGAAUUCAAAGGCUCACCACCCAACUGUCGUCCAGAAUGUAUCAGCAACAGCGAAUGUGGUGACAAUUUGGCUUGUAUUAACCAAAAGUGUAAGGAUCCGUGCCCCGGUACAUGUGGAUCUAACGCCGAAUGUCGCGUUGUCAGCCACACUCCGAACUGUAUUUGUCCACCAGAAUACAUCGGCGAUCCUUUCUCUUAUUGUACCCCCAGACCACCGAUUCUUCCUUCCGAACAUCUCUCGCCUUGUUCGCCAUCUCCGUGCGGAGCUAACGCUCAAUGCAGGGAACAAAAUGGAGCCGGUGCUUGUGUUUGCUUACCAGAUUACAUAGGAAACCCCUACGAAGGAUGUAGACCCGAAUGUGUUCUCAAUUCUGAUUGUCCAUACAACAAAGCUUGCAUCAGAAAUAAGUGUAUUGAUCCUUGCCCAGGAACUUGCGGACAAAACGCCCAAUGUCAAGUCGUCAAUCACUUGCCUUUGUGUACUUGUAAUCCAGGAUACACAGGCGAUCCUUUCAGAUUCUGCAACUUACCACCUCCUGAACCUAUUUUGGAAGAACCCAAGAACCCGUGUCAACCCAGCCCGUGCGGCCCCAACAGCCAGUGUCGUGAAGUUAACCAACAGGCUGUUUGUUCUUGUUUGCCCAAUUAUGUCGGUAGUCCCCCGGGUUGUAGACCAGAGUGCGUGGUGAGCUCCGAAUGUGCCCAGAACAAAGCUUGCUCGAACCAAAAAUGUAUCGAUCCUUGCCCGGGAACCUGCGGUCUUAACGCUAACUGUCAAGUGAUCAACCACAGUCCUAUUUGUAGUUGUCAAUCGGGAAAUACCGGUGAUCCCUUCAGCCGUUGCUACCCCAUUCCUCCACCACCACCGACACCGCUUCCACCUCUGAUUACAAACCCUUGUGAACCAUCACCUUGUGGACCCAACAGUCAAUGUAGGAAUAUUAACGGAAACCCUUCAUGUUCGUGUUUGCCCAACUAUAUUGGAACCCCACCCAGUUGUCGACCUGAAUGUAGCAUAAACUCAGAAUGUCCCAGCAACUUAGCUUGUAUCAGAGAAAAGUGUAGAGACCCAUGUCCGGGAUCUUGUGGCGCUGGAGCUCAAUGUAGCGUCAUAAACCACACUCCGACUUGUACUUGUCCUGAAGGUUACACAGGAGAUCCAUUUACGUACUGCCAACCCAAACCACCAGCACCACCUAAACCAGUCGAAGACGAUCCUUGUAAUCCGUCACCUUGUGGCUCCAAUGCGCAAUGCAAUAACGGCAUCUGCACUUGUUUGCCAGAGUAUCAAGGAGAUCCCUAUCGAGGUUGUAGGCCCGAAUGUGUUCUAAGUUCCGACUGCCCCCGAGAUAAAGCUUGCGUUAGAAACAAAUGUAUCGAUCCAUGCCCUGGCACGUGCGGCCAAAACGCCGAAUGUUCAGUCGUGAAUCACAUUCCAAUAUGCACGUGUCUACCUGGUUACACUGGAAGUGCUUUCGUCAUUUGUAGACCCGUCGAAAAACCUCCUGUUCAAAACCCUUGCAAUCCUUCACCCUGUGGCCCCAAUAGUCAAUGUAGAGAAAUAAACCAACAAGCUGUUUGUUCGUGCGUCCCGGGUUACAUCGGAAGUCCACCCACUUGUAGACCCGAAUGCGUCACGAGCACAGAAUGUUCUCUAAACGAAGCCUGCGUGAACCAAAAAUGUAUAGACCCAUGUCCUGGUACUUGCGGAGUGGGCGCCAGAUGCCAAGUUGUCAAUCACAACCCAAUUUGCUCUUGCCCGACCCAAUACACCGGUGAUCCGUUUAUAAGAUGUCUCCCGAUUCCCCCCGAACCCGUUGUAACAACCACAAACCCGUGCCAACCUUCACCUUGCGGUGCCAACUCCCAAUGCAAAGACAUCAACGGAGGACCGUCUUGUUCAUGUUUACCGGAAUUCGUCGGGUCGCCACCCAACUGUAAACCGGAAUGCGUCAGCAACAGCGAGUGCCCCACUCACUUAGCUUGCAUUAACCAGAAAUGCAAAGACCCUUGUCCCGGUACUUGUGGCCGAAACGCCGAAUGUAGAGUCGUGAGUCACACUCCCAACUGCAUCUGCUUGCCUGGAUACACCGGAAACCCAUUCGGUCAGUGCGAACUGCCGCCACCCAUACAAGAGACAAUCUCUCCGUGUUCGCCGUCUCCAUGCGGUGCAAACGCUCAAUGCCGAGAACAAAAUCGAGCAGGAUCUUGCGUUUGUCUCCCUGAUUAUAUCGGAAAUCCUUACGAGGGUUGUAGGCCAGAAUGUGUCCUGAAUUCCGACUGUCCUUCGAAUAAAGCUUGCGUUAACAGCAAAUGUAAAGACCCUUGUCCUGGAACUUGUGGGCCUAAUGCCAAUUGUCAAGUUGUGAACCACAUUCCGACUUGUACUUGUGUGCCCGGCUAUACUGGCGAUCCGUUUAGAUACUGUAAUCCUGUUCCAGUCACACCGACGUUAGAAGAACCUGUUAAUCCUUGCCAACCGUCACCGUGUGGACCCAACAGCCAAUGUCGCGAAGUCAAUAAUCAAGCUGUGUGCUCUUGUUUGCCUAAUUACGUCGGAAGUCCACCAGGGUGUAGACCUGAGUGUGUCGUUAGUACAGAAUGUCAACUAACUAAGGCUUGCGUUAAUCAAAAAUGUGUUGACCCUUGUCCUGGAACUUGUGGUUUGAAUGCCAAGUGUCAAGUUGUUAAUCAUAGUCCAAUUUGCAGUUGUCAGUCGGCUUACACUGGUGACCCAUUCACCAGAUGUUUCCCUAUACCACCCCCACAAGACGUUCCAACAGUGCCGGUUCCAAUAAACCCAUGCGUACCAUCACCUUGUGGUCCUAACAGUCAAUGUAGAGAUCUCAGAGGAUACCCGUCGUGUUCUUGUUUACCCAAUUUCAUAGGAUCUCCCCCGAAUUGCAGACCUGAGUGUUCGAUUAAUUCAGAGUGUAGUAGCAACCUGGCGUGCAUCAGCCAGAAAUGUAGAGACCCGUGUCCAGGAUCCUGCGGAGCAGGUGCUCAAUGUAGUGUCAUCAACCACACUCCCAUUUGUACCUGUCCAGAUGGCUACACAGGCGAUCCAUUCAAUAACUGCUUCCCUAAACCUCCACCACCUCCAGAACCUGUGGUAACAGAUCCUUGCAACCCGUCCCCUUGUGGUUCCAACGCUCAAUGCAACAACGGCAUAUGCACCUGCUUACCCGAAUACCAAGGAGAUCCUUACAGAGGUUGUAGACCAGAAUGUGUACUAAGCAGCGAUUGUCCAAGAGACAAAGCUUGCGUCAGAAAUAAAUGUGUAGAUCCUUGUCCUGGAACCUGUGGACAAAACGCGGAGUGCAACAUCUACAACCACAUUCCCAUCUGUACUUGUAUUCAAGGCUACACCGGAAACGCUUUCGUUUUGUGUACGCAAGUGGUCACUCCAGUACCGCGCAAUCCGUGCAGUCCUUCACCUUGUGGCCCCAACAGUCAGUGUAGAGAGAUUAAUGGACAAGCCGUGUGUUCGUGUCUUGCCGGGUAUAGUGGAAGUCCCCCCACUUGCAGACCUGAGUGUAUUUCCAGCCCCGAAUGUCCACUCAACCAAGCUUGCGUCAACCAAAAAUGCAUAGACCCUUGUCCUGGAACUUGUGGAAUUGGCGCCAAAUGUCAAGUAGUUAAUCACAAUCCGAUUUGUAGUUGUCCGCCGAGGUACACGGGAGAUCCGUUUGUCAGAUGUAACGUGAUACCGCUGGAAGAACCAGUGGUUGUACCUACAAACCCCUGCCAGCCUAGCCCUUGCGGUCCUAAUUCACAAUGUAGAGAAACCAAUGGAUCGCCGUCUUGUUCUUGCUUGCCCGAAUUCAUCGGUAGUCCACCUAACUGUAGACCGGAAUGCUCGAGUAAUAGCGAAUGUGCCAAUCACUUGGCUUGCAUAAACAACAAGUGUAAAGAUCCUUGUCCUGGAACUUGCGGCGCUAGUGCCGAGUGUCGAGUAAUCAGUCACACUCCCAACUGUGUUUGCUUAGCUGGCCACACCGGCGAUCCUUUCGUCCAAUGUACCCUUUACCAGCCACCGCCCGCAGCUGCAAUAGUUUCUCCAUGUCAACCAUCACCUUGUGGAGCAAAUGCCCAAUGCAGAGUCCAAAAGAACGCCGGUGCUUGCAUUUGCUUACCCGAGUAUAUAGGCAACCCGUACGAAGGUUGCAGACCUGAAUGUGUCCUCAGCUCCGAUUGUCCAUCGAACAAAGCUUGCAUCAGGAAUAAGUGUUUAGAUCCUUGCCCUGGAACGUGCGGCCAAAACGCCAACUGUCAAGUAAUAAACCAUUCACCCUCAUGUACUUGUAUCCCAGGGUACACAGGUGAUCCGUUCAGAUAUUGCAACCUGCCAGCCCCACAACCGGUCGAAGACGAAACUCCUAAAAAUCCUUGCCAACCUAGUCCAUGCGGACCUAAUAGUCAAUGUCGCGAAGUGAAUGGACAAGCCGUGUGCUCUUGCUUACCCAACUACAGUGGCAGCCCUCCGGGAUGUAGACCCGAGUGUGUCGUAAGCUCCGAGUGCCCUCAAAACAAGGCUUGUCUUAACCAAAAAUGCGUCGACCCUUGCCCAGGCACUUGCGGCCUAAAUGCCAAAUGUCAAGUUAUCAAUCAUAGUCCAAUUUGUAGUUGCACAUCGGGUUACACCGGAGAUCCUUUCACCAGAUGUUACCCAAUACCGCCCCCACCUCCCGUAACGUUCGACGAACCAAAACCGGACCCAUGCAUACCAUCUCCAUGCGGUGCUAACAGUCAGUGCAGAAACAUUGGUGGUUCCCCGUCAUGUUCUUGUUUACCCAACUACGUCGGAAGCCCCCCGAACUGCAAACCUGAAUGUACCAUCAAUCCCGAGUGCCCCAGCAAUCUGGCUUGUAUUCGCGAAAAAUGUAGAGACCCAUGCCCUGGAUCAUGUGGAUCGGGAGCACAAUGUAGCGUUAUCAACCACACACCCAUUUGUACUUGUCCAGACGGCUACACCGGAGACCCAUUCAACUACUGUCAACCCAAACCGCAAGAAAUCGAACCGGUACCUACAGACCCGUGCAACCCAUCUCCAUGUGGAUCCAACGCACGAUGCGACAAUGGAGUUUGUUCUUGUUUACCUGAAUAUCAAGGAGACCCGUAUCGGGGAUGUCGUCCCGAGUGUGUUUUGAGUAAUGACUGUCCUAGAGACAAAGCCUGCAUAAGGAAUAAGUGCCAAGACCCUUGCCCUGGUACUUGUGGACAAAACGCAGAGUGCUCUGUAGUUAACCACAUCCCGAUCUGUACUUGUCUUCAAGGCUACAGCGGCAACGCCUUCGUUUUAUGUAAUCCCAUCCCAGCGCCCGUUAUCACAAAUCCAUGUAACCCAUCUCCAUGUGGACCCAACAGUCAGUGUAGAGCCGUAAACGGCCAGUCCGUGUGCUCUUGCGUGCCCGGUUUUAGAGGAAGCCCACCAGCUUGCAGACCUGAGUGCGUCACAAGCGCCGAAUGUCCCCUUAAUGAGGCCUGCGUCAACCAAAAAUGCACAGAUCCUUGUCCCGGAACAUGUGGGCUUAAUGCCAGGUGUCAAGUUGUAAACCAUAACCCGAUUUGUAGCUGUCCGCCUGAAUACACAGGCGAUCCGUUCUUGCGUUGUUUGCCCAAGCCGCAAGAAGAACCCGUUGUUAUAAACCCUUGCCAACCAUCUCCGUGUGGUCCCAACGCACAAUGCAAGGAGACCAACGGGGCACCCUCGUGUUCUUGUUUACCAGAAUUUAUAGGAUCUCCCCCGAACUGCCGACCCGAAUGUGUUAGUAACAGCGAAUGUGCUAAUCAUUUAGCUUGCAUCAACCAAAAAUGUAAAGAUCCUUGCCCUGGAAUAUGCGGAAAUAACGCUGAAUGUCGCGUUGUAAGUCACACACCUAACUGUGUUUGCAUAUCUGGGUUCGUUGGAAAUCCUUUCGUGCAGUGUCUUGCCCAAAUACCCGCCGCACCUAGCGAAAUAAUAACUCCAUGUUCGCCAUCUCCAUGUGGCGCCAACGCACAAUGCCGGGAACAAAAUAAUGCCGGGGCAUGUAUUUGCUUGCCCGAUUAUAUCGGAAACCCUUACGAAGGUUGUCGACCCGAAUGUGUCCUCAAUUCUGAUUGUCCUUCUCAUAAGGCUUGCGUGAACAGUAAAUGUGUUGACCCGUGCCCAGGAACGUGUGGCCAAAAUGCCCAAUGUCAAGUCAUUAAUCACUUACCAUCUUGUACUUGCAUCCCAGGUUAUACCGGAGACCCGUUCAGAUAUUGCAAUUUGCCACCACCGCAACCCGUUGAAGAAGAACCACCCAAAAACCCAUGUCAACCCAGCCCUUGCGGUCCCAACAGCCAAUGUCGUGAAGUUAACCAACAAGCAGUCUGUUCUUGUUUGCCCAACUAUGUCGGUAGUCCCCCGGGUUGUAGACCAGAAUGUGUGGUCAGCUCCGAAUGUGCCCAAAAUAAAGCCUGCGUUAAUCAGAAAUGUACUGAUCCAUGUCCGGGAACGUGUGGCCUUAACGCCAACUGUCAGGUCAUAAACCACAGUCCCAUUUGUAGUUGUCAAUCAAGCUUCACCGGCGAUCCGUUCAGUCGAUGCUUCCCUAUUCCACCACCACCUCCGAUAACUGAAGUCGUACCAGUACGAAACCCGUGUGUACCGUCACCCUGUGGACCAAACUCUGAAUGCAGAGACAUCGGAGGCAACCCAUCUUGCUCUUGUUUACCCACUUUUGUAGGCAGUCCACCAAAUUGCAAACCCGAAUGUACCAUAAAUCCCGAAUGCCCCAGUAAUUUAGCUUGUAUCCGAGAAAAAUGUAGAGAUCCUUGCCCCGGGUCUUGUGGCGCUGGUGCCCAAUGUAGUGUUAUAAAUCACACCCCGAUUUGCUCCUGCCCGGAUGGAUACACCGGAGAUCCUUUCUCUUAUUGUCAAGUGAGACCACAAGUGCUUGAAUUACCCCCGCCAGAUCCAUGCAACCCAUCUCCAUGUGGAGCUAACGCUCGUUGUGACAACGGACAGUGUACUUGUUUGCCAGAGUAUCAAGGUGACCCUUACAGAGGCUGUAGGCCAGAAUGUGUUCUAAACAGCGACUGUUCACGAGACCGAGCUUGCAUACGCAAUAAAUGUACAGAUCCAUGCCCUGGAACGUGUGGUGAAAACGCCGAGUGUUCGGUGAUCAACCACAUACCAAUUUGUUCUUGUAUCACAGGAUACAUAGGAAAUGCCUUUAUCCGUUGCUCCCCUAUUCCGCCACCUGCUGUAACGAACCCAUGCGCACCAUCACCUUGCGGACCUAACAGUCAGUGUAGAGCAAUAAAUGACCAAGCAGUUUGUUCAUGCGUACCUGGUUACAUCGGAAGUCCUCCCACUUGCCGACCUGAAUGUGUCACGAGUUCCGAGUGUUCUCUAGAUAAGUCAUGCGUUAAUCAAAAGUGCAUAGAUCCCUGCCCUGGAACCUGCGGUCUUAACGCCCUCUGCCAAGUCGUCAAUCAUAACCCGAUAUGUAGCUGCCGAUCCGGACUAACCGGAGAUCCGUUCACCAGAUGCGCCCCAAUUGUUGUGCCCCAGGAGGAGGAACCACAAAACCCUUGUACACCUUCACCCUGCGGACCCAAUUCUCAGUGCAAAGAAAUUAACGGUUCGCCGUCUUGCUCUUGUUUACCCGAAUUUACAGGAUCGCCUCCAAACUGUAGACCCGAAUGCGUCAGUAACAGCGAAUGUCCAAACCACUUAGCUUGUACGAAUCAAAAAUGUAGAGAUCCUUGCCCAGGUUUAUGCGGAUCGAACGCAGAGUGCCGUGUUAUAAGCCACACCCCAAAUUGCGUGUGCUUACCCGGUUACGUCGGCGACCCAUUUUCACGCUGUAAUUUACCCACACCUUCGCCCGUCGAAAAUAUCUUGCCUUGUUCUCCGUCACCCUGUGGUGCUAAUGCCGUUUGUAAAGAACGCAAUGGAGCCGGGUCGUGUACUUGCUUGCCCGAUUACAUUGGCAACCCUUACGAGGGCUGCAGACCCGAGUGCGUUUUGAACACCGACUGUCCCUCCAACAAAGCCUGCGUCAGAAAUAAAUGUACUGACCCCUGCCCUGGAACUUGCGGCCAAAACGCGGAGUGUCACGUUGUUAACCACUUGCCCCAGUGCACGUGCAUCCCAGGAUAUACCGGAGACCCGUUCCGGUAUUGCAACAUACCUCCAGAACCCCCUAAACAAGAAGAACCGACAAACCCGUGUCAGCCGAGCCCUUGCGGACCCAACAGCCAAUGUCGCGAAGUCAACAAACAAGCGGUUUGUUCGUGCCUGCCCGAAUACAUGGGAUCUCCGCCGAACUGCAGACCCGAAUGCGUGGUCAGUUCGGAAUGCCCACUUACGAAAGCCUGCGUAAACCAAAAGUGUGUGGACCCUUGCCCCGGUACUUGCGGCCUUAAUGCCAGAUGCGAAGUGAUCAACCAUAGCCCGAUCUGUAGCUGCCAGUCGGGUUACACCGGCGACCCGUUCACUAGAUGUUUCCCCAUUCCACCACCACCAGUAGAACCUGAACGGCCUGUAGUUACCGACCCUUGCGUGCCAUCACCUUGUGGCGCGAACAGUCAAUGCCGAAAUAUAGGUGGUUCGCCAUCAUGCUCUUGUCUCCCAGAAUUUACAGGAAGCCCACCCAACUGUCGCCCAGAAUGUACCAUUAAUCCCGAAUGCUCCAGCAAUUUGGCUUGUAUAAGACAAAAAUGUAGAGACCCAUGCCCCGGUUCUUGCGGCUCAGGAGCUCAAUGCAGCGUCAUAAACCACACACCCAUUUGCACGUGUCCUGAAGGAUACACAGGAGACCCGUUCACGUACUGCCAACCCAAACCGCAAGAAAUCGAACCUGUUAAAACCGACCCAUGCAACCCAUCACCUUGUGGACCCAAUGCUCGUUGUGAUAACGGCGCGUGUACAUGUUUGCCCGAAUACCAAGGAGAUCCUUACCGAGGGUGCAGACCAGAAUGCGUCCUCAGCACUGAUUGCCCUAGAGACAAAGCUUGUAUAAGAAAUAAAUGCCAAGAUCCUUGCCCUGGCACUUGUGGCCAAAAUGCCGAAUGUGCCGUUAUAAAUCAUAUCCCGACAUGUACGUGCAUACAAGGUUAUUCCGGAAAUGCUUUCGUUUUGUGUUCACCAAUUCCAGCACCGGUCCCUGUUAAUCCUUGCAGUCCUUCACCGUGUGGACCUAACAGCCAAUGCCGCGAAGUGAACGGUCAAGCCGUUUGCUCUUGCGUCCCUGGAUUCAUAGGAACUCCACCAACUUGUCGACCCGAAUGUGUUACUAGUUCAGAGUGUUCCCUUAAUCAAGCUUGUAUUAACCAAAAAUGUAUCGAUCCUUGUCCCGGAACUUGCGGAAUUGGAGCUGUUUGCCAGGUGGUUAGUCACAACCCUAUUUGUAGCUGCCCUCCAAGACACACAGGAGAUCCUUUCACGAGAUGUUCACCAAUCAGAGAAGAGCCACCCGUUGUUCCAACAAACCCUUGUCAGCCCACACCUUGUGGUGCCAACAGCCAGUGCAGAGACGUCGGUGGUUCUCCAUCAUGCUCUUGCCUCCCUGAAUUCAUAGGAAGCCCACCCAACUGUCGCCCUGAAUGCGUCAGUAACAGCGAAUGCGCCAAUCACUUGGCUUGCAUCAAUCAAAAGUGUAAAGACCCCUGUCCUGGAACUUGUGGCCAAAACGCAGAAUGCAGAGUCGUGAGUCACUCACCCAACUGUGUUUGCAUUUCUGGUUAUGUAGGAAACCCGUUCACAUCAUGUUCACCUCAAAUGACUCCGCCGAUUGUCGAAAGACCCACCCCUUGCUUGCCUUCCCCGUGCGGCGUCAACGCCAUCUGUCGCGAACAAAACGGCGCAGGAGCUUGCAUUUGUCAACCCGAACACGUCGGAAACCCUUACGAAGGCUGCAGACCCGAGUGUGUUCUCAACUCUGACUGUCCAUCAAACAAAGCUUGCGUGAACCAAAAAUGUAAAGACCCGUGCCCGGGAACAUGUGGUCAAAACGCCCAGUGUCAAGUUAUCAAUCAUUUACCGUCCUGUACUUGCAUACCUGGUUACACCGGAGAUCCGUUCAGAUUCUGCAAUUUACCACAACAACCUGUAAUUGAAGAAACGCCCACGAACCCUUGCCAACCUAGUCCUUGUGGCCCCAACAGUCAGUGCCGUGAGGUUAACAGUCAAGCGGUGUGCUCUUGUUUGCCAAAUUACGUAGGAAGUCCUCCAGGAUGCAGACCUGAGUGCGUGGUUAGCUCGGAAUGUGCGCAAACUAAAGCUUGCGUUAACCAAAAAUGCGUCGACCCUUGUCCUGGUACUUGCGGUUUGAACGCUAAAUGCCAGGUUAUCAAUCACAGUCCCAUAUGUAGUUGUCAGUCGAGCUAUACCGGUGAUCCAUUCACUAGAUGUUAUCCGAUACCACCGCCUCCAGUUGAACCUCAACCCGUACCAAGUAAUCCGUGUGUGCCCUCACCAUGCGGCCCCAACAGUCAAUGCAGAGAUAUAGGCGGUGCACCAUCAUGUUCUUGCCUCAAUAAUUAUAUAGGAAAUCCACCGAACUGUCGUCCGGAAUGUAGCAUCAAUUCAGAAUGCUCGAGUAACUUGGCUUGUAUUAGAGAGAAAUGUAGAGACCCGUGUCCGGGAUCUUGCGGUGCGAACGCACGAUGUGAAGUUAUCAAUCAUACUCCGACUUGUACAUGUCCGGAAGGAUUUACGGGAGAUCCGUUCACUAAUUGUUAUCCAAAACCACCAGAAGAACCCCCUGCUCCGAAAGACCCAUGCAACCCGUCUCCAUGUGGUGCUAACGCUCAGUGCGACAACGGUAUAUGCACGUGCCUACCCGAAUAUCAAGGAGAUCCAUACAGAGGGUGUAGACCUGAGUGCGUACUCAAUAACGAUUGCCCCAGAGACAAAGCUUGCAUCAGAAGCAAGUGUAAAGACCCCUGUCCCGGAACUUGCGGCCAAAACGCCGAAUGUAGCGUUAUUAAUCACAUCCCGACCUGUACUUGCAUACAAGGAUACAUCGGAAACGCUUUUGUCCUCUGCUCUCCUAUACCAUCGGAAACACCUAAGAACCCGUGCAGUCCAUCUCCGUGCGGCCCCAACAGCCAGUGUAGAGAAAUCAACAACCAAGCUGUCUGUUCGUGCGUACCAGGUUUCAUUGGCAGCCCACCAACUUGUCGCCCUGAAUGUAUCUCAAGCCCAGAAUGUUCCCUCAAUGAGGCUUGCGUAAACCAGAAAUGUAUAGACCCUUGUCCUGGAACCUGCGGCAUAAACGCUAGAUGUCAAGUAGUCAACCACAACCCGAUUUGUAGUUGUCCGCAAGGCCAAACCGGUGACCCGUUCACGAGAUGCUCCAUCAUUAUCGAAGAACCUCCAGUGGUUCCCGCAAACCCGUGCCAACCUUCACCCUGCGGCGCUAACGCUCAGUGCAGAGAAGUAGGCGGUGCUCCGUCCUGCUCCUGCUUGCCUGAAUUUAUUGGAACUCCACCUAACUGCAGACCCGAGUGUGUCAGUAACAGCGAAUGUGCGAACAACUUGGCCUGCAUUAACCAAAAAUGUAAAGACCCGUGCCCCGGAAGCUGCGGAGCUAACGCCGAAUGCCGAGUUAUCAGUCACACUCCCAACUGCGUAUGCGUACCAGGUUACGAAGGAAAUCCUUUCGUGCAAUGCCUACAGAGAGUAGUCCCUCCGGUGGAAACCAGACCGACGCCUUGUGUCCCUUCACCUUGUGGUACUAAUGCGGUGUGUAGAGAACAAAACGGAGCCGGAGCCUGCUCGUGUCUUCCUGAAUACGUUGGUAACCCGUAUGAGGGUUGUCGCCCAGAAUGUACUCUCAAUUCUGACUGUCCUUCAAACAAAGCCUGUAUCAAGAACAAGUGUUUGGAUCCUUGUCCAGGAACUUGCGGUCUAAAUGCAGACUGUCAAGUGAUUAAUCAUUUGCCAUCGUGUACUUGCAGAACAGGAUACACCGGCGAUCCAUUCCGUUAUUGCAACGUAGCGCCUCAACCCACAAUCGAAGAAGAACCUAAGAAUCCAUGCCAACCUAGCCCUUGUGGUCCUAACAGUCAAUGCCGCGAAGUAAACGGACAAGCUGUUUGUUCGUGCCUUCCUAACUAUUCCGGAAGUCCCCCUGGAUGCAGACCUGAGUGUGUCGUGAGCUCCGAAUGCCCCCAAAAUAAAGCUUGCGUGAAUCAAAAGUGUGUUGACCCUUGCCCAGGCACGUGCGGCCUUAACGCUGGAUGCCAAGUGAUAAACCACAGUCCCAUAUGUAGUUGCCAGUCGGGUUACACCGGAGAUCCGUUUACCAGAUGCUUCCCUCUACCACCUCCCCCUGUAGAACCUACGAAGCCGACCGUCUUUAAUCCUUGCGUGCCCAGUCCGUGCGGUCCCAAUUCUCAGUGUAGAGACGUGGGAGGCGUACCAUCCUGUUCUUGUUUAAAUAACUUUGUAGGAAGUCCACCCAACUGUAGACCAGAGUGUACCAUUAACCCAGAGUGUUCGAGCAACUUGGCUUGCAUACGCGAAAAAUGUAGAGAUCCCUGUCCCGGUUCUUGCGGAUCUGGUGCUCAAUGCAGUGUUAUCAAUCACACUCCAAUCUGUACAUGCCCCGAAGGUUACACAGGUGAUCCGUUUAAUUAUUGCCAACCAAAACCACCAGAAGUUGAACCCACUAAAACCGACCCAUGCAAUCCUUCUCCUUGCGGCGCAAACGCCCAAUGCAACAACGGAAUAUGCACCUGUUUACCAGAAUACCAAGGAGACCCUUACAGAGGUUGCAGACCCGAGUGUGUCUUAAACAGCGACUGCCCGAGAGACAAAGCAUGUAUAAGAAAUAAAUGCACAGAUCCUUGUCCGGGCACUUGUGGCCAAAACGCAGAAUGUGCUGUCAUAAAUCACAUCCCUACUUGCUCUUGUAUUCAGGGUUAUAUAGGAAAUGCAUUCGUACUGUGCACACGCAUCCCAGAACCCGAAUCGAAGAACCCUUGCAGUCCGUCACCCUGCGGACCUAACAGUCAGUGCAGAGAAAUCAACGGCCAAGCUGUCUGUUCGUGUGUUGUUGGCUACAUCGGUAGUCCCCCUACUUGCAGACCCGAAUGUAUCACAAGUUCCGAAUGUUCCCUGAACGAGGCGUGCGUUAAUCAAAAAUGUAUCGAUCCCUGCCCCGGAACGUGCGGAUUGAACGCUAGAUGUCAAGUUGUAAAUCACAAUCCGAUAUGCAGUUGUCCACCCAAAUACACCGGAGAUCCUUUCACGCGGUGUUCCCCGAUUAAAGAAGAACCACCAGUCGUUCCCACAAACCCGUGCCAACCAUCACCUUGCGGCCCCAACUCGCAGUGUAAAGACAUCAACGGAUCACCGUCAUGUUCUUGUUUACCUGAAUUUAUCGGGACACCACCCAGCUGCAGACCCGAGUGCGUCAGUAACAGCGAAUGUUCCAACUCUUUGGCGUGCAUCAACAACAAAUGUAAAGACCCAUGUCCUGGAAUUUGCGGCCAAAACGCCGAAUGUCGGGUCGUCAGUCACACGCCCAACUGUGUUUGCAUUCAAGGCUACGUCGGAAACCCGUUCAGCAGUUGUCAACCGUAUGAAACCCCUAAACCCGCGACUCCGUCCAAUCCUUGCUUCCCUUCACCGUGUGGCGCUAACGCUAUUUGUCAACAGCGAAACGACGCCGGCUCUUGCACCUGUAUUCCAGAUUACAUCGGUAACCCCUACGAAGGUUGCAGGCCUGAAUGUGUGUUGAGCACGGAUUGUCCUUCCAAUAAAGCUUGCAUCCGAAACAAAUGUAUGGACCCUUGCCCCGGCACUUGCGGCCAAAACGCAGAAUGUCAAGUUAUCAACCACUUGGCCUCUUGUACUUGUAUCCCAGGUUACACCGGCGAUCCUUUCAGAUUUUGCAACGUAAUUCCACCAACUGAAACUGUGAAACAACCGACGAACCCGUGUCAGCCAAACCCUUGCGGCCCCAACAGUCAAUGCCGCGAAGUUAAUGAACAAGCGGUUUGUUCUUGUUUACCAAAUUACAUAGGAAGUCCACCUGGGUGCCGACCUGAGUGUGUCGUUAGUUCCGAGUGUGCCUUAACCAAAGCUUGUUCGAACCAGAAAUGUGUUGACCCUUGUCCCGGAACUUGCGGAGUAAACGCUAGAUGUGAAGUUAUUAACCACAGUCCCAUUUGUAGCUGCCAGUCAGGUCACACCGGCGAUCCUUUCACUAGAUGUUACCCACAACCACCACCCAAAACCGAAUCACCACCAGUUCCCGUUAACCCGUGUGUUCCUUCACCUUGCGGACCGCAUUCCAUCUGCCAAGAUAUUAACGGUUCACCAUCUUGCUCGUGUGUGGCAAGCUACAUCGGCACACCCCCCAACUGUAGACCAGAAUGUAGCAUCAACUCCGAAUGUCCGAGUAACUUGGCUUGCAUCCGCGAAAAGUGUAGAGAUCCCUGCCCGGGAUCUUGCGGUAGCAACGCUCACUGUAGCGUUAUCAACCACACCCCUAUUUGCACAUGUCCAGAGUCUUACACAGGCAACCCGUUCGAAUAUUGUGUGUUCAAAGUUCAAAAGACGCCGCCCCCUCCUGCGGACCCAUGUAAUCCAUCACCGUGCGGCGCAAACGCUCAAUGCAACAACGGCAUCUGCACCUGUUUGCCUGAGUAUCAAGGCGAUCCUUACCGAGGAUGUAGACCCGAAUGUGUUCUCAACACCGACUGUUCUAGAGAUAAGGCGUGCGUUCGAAACAAGUGUAUAGACCCUUGCCCAGGCACCUGCGGUCAAAACGCUGAAUGCGCGGUCAUUAACCACAUAGCCACUUGUUCGUGCAUUCAAGGCUACACCGGCAAUGCGUUCGUACUUUGCUCCCAAAUACCAGCUCGAAUUCCACAAAAUCCAUGCAACCCGUCACCUUGCGGACCCAACAGUCAAUGCAGAGAGAUUAACGGACAAGCUGUAUGUUCGUGUGUGCUCGGUUUUAGCGGAAGCCCACCGACUUGUAGACCCGAGUGUGUGCAAAACUCGGAGUGUUCCCUAACACAAGCCUGUGUCAAUCAAAAAUGUAUCGACCCUUGCCCUGGAACGUGCGGAUUGAACGGUAGAUGCGAAGUUAGAAACCAUAAUCCGAUUUGUAGUUGUCCGGUUAGAUACACAGGCGAUCCGUUUGUCAGAUGUCUACCCAUUAUCGAACCACCUGCUCCACCAGUCAAUCCUUGCCAACCUUCACCUUGCGGACCGAACGCACAAUGCAAAGAAAUAAACGGUUCGCCCUCUUGCUCUUGCUUGCCAGAAUUUAUAGGUUCCGCGCCCAAUUGUCGACCUGAGUGUGUCAGUAACAGCGAAUGUUCGAAUCAUCUUGCUUGCAUUAACCAAAAAUGUAGAGAUCCGUGCCCUGGCACUUGCGGACAGAACGCCGAAUGUCGAGUCAUCAGUCAUACACCCAAUUGCGUUUGCAUCGUUGGCUUUUCGGGUAAUCCGUUCCAAAGGUGUAUUAAAGCAGAAGAACCGAGACCCCCAGCAGCAAAUCAAAUAAAUCCAUGCGUGCCUUCUCCUUGCGGAGCAAACGCGCUCUGCAAAGAACGCAACAAUGCUGGCUCGUGCGUUUGUUUGCCCGAAUACAUUGGCAAUCCUUACGAAGGAUGCCGACCCGAAUGUGUCCUCAACAGUGACUGUCCUUCGAACAAAGCUUGUAUUAACCAGAAAUGUAGAGACCCUUGUCCUGGCACGUGCGGGCAAAACGCUGAUUGCCAGGUUAUCAACCAUUUACCGUCGUGUACCUGCAUCCCUGGUUUUACGGGCGAUCCUUUCAGAUAUUGUAAUAGAAUUCCUCCUGAAGAAGAGCCUAAAACUCCUGCACACCCUUGCCAACCCAGCCCUUGCGGGCCCAACAGUCAAUGUCGCGAAGUUAACGAACAAGCCGUUUGUUCUUGCCUCCCUAAUUACGUAGGAAGUCCACCGGGAUGUAGACCGGAAUGUGUGGUCAGCUCCGAGUGUCCUCUCACGCAAGCGUGCCUUAAUCAAAAGUGUGUCGACCCUUGCCCUGGAACUUGCGGUGUUAGCGCUAGGUGUGAAGUUAUCAAUCACAGUCCUAUUUGUAGCUGCGAACAAGGUUACACCGGCGAUCCGUUCACAAGAUGCUACCCAAUUCCACCUCCACCGCCGACACCAACGACGCCACCUGUAAUAAAUCCUUGCGUUCCAUCACCUUGUGGACCGAACUCACAGUGUCGAAACGUCGGAGACUCUCCUUCGUGCUCAUGCUUGCCUAACUUCUUAGGAAGUCCCCCCAACUGUAGACCGGAAUGUACGAUUAACUCUGAGUGUCCAAGCAAUCUGGCUUGCAUUAAUAGUAAAUGUAGAGACCCUUGUCCCGGAUCUUGUGGCAUCAAUGCCCUUUGCGAAGUGAGAAACCACAAUCCCAAUUGUAGGUGUCCGUCGGGUUACGAAGGCGAUUCAUUCAUUUCGUGUUAUCCGAGACCAGCUCCACCGCAACCGCCACCAAAAACUGACCCUUGUUAUCCAAACCCUUGUGGACCAAACGCCCAAUGUAACGGAGGUGUCUGCACUUGCAUACCCGAGUAUCAAGGUGACCCCUAUAGAGAAUGUCGACCCGAAUGUCUUCGAAACACGGACUGCCCUCGUGAUAAGGCCUGCGUUAGAAAUAAAUGUAUAGACCCUUGCCCAGGAACGUGCGGAGUUAACGCUGAAUGCAACGUUUUCAAUCACUUCCCAUCUUGUAAUUGCUUGGAAGGAUACAAGGGAGAUCCUUUCGUUAACUGUCGUAAAGUCGAACAUCUGCCUCCGCAAGACCCAUGCAACCCGUCUCCUUGCGGCCCCAACAGUCAAUGUCGCGAAAUAAACGGCCAAGCCAUUUGUUCUUGCCUUAUUGGCUACAUCGGUAGCCCUCCGUCUUGCAGACCAGAGUGCGUAAGUAGCUCCGAUUGCGAGCUCAACAAAGCUUGCAUCAAUCAAAAAUGCGUCGACCCUUGCCCCGGAACUUGCGGUAUCCGCGCUCUAUGCCAAGUCAUCAACCACAACCCCAUCUGUACGUGCCCACCACAGUACACCGGCGAUCCCUUCAUACAGUGUAAAGUCAUAAUCGUGAAAGUGGAACCAGUCGAAAAACCAAGAGAUCCCUGCGUUCCUUCACCGUGCGGCCCCAAUGCUCAAUGCGAACCCACCCCCGCCGGAACUGCCAAAUGUACUUGCAUUCCGAAAUAUAUCGGAGCCCCACCAAAUUGCAGACCCGAGUGUCUGACCAAUAACGACUGCUCGAAAGACUUAGCUUGUAUCAACUUAAAAUGUCAAGACCCCUGCCCUGGUUCGUGUGGAAUUAACGCUCGUUGUAUCGUUGUCAACCAUGUACCUAACUGUUUGUGUUUGGAUAACUAUGUAGGAGAUCCUUUCACUAUAUGCACAGUAAAACCAACACCGACACCACCACCACGAGCUAAGGAAGACCCGUGCUAUCCAUCGCCGUGUGGACCCAACGCGAGAUGCCGCGCAGAAAACGGUUACGCAAUUUGCGAAUGCCUGCCAGAAUACCACGGAAAUCCGUACGAAAACUGCAGACCAGAGUGCUUAAGUAACUCCGACUGUCCAAUGAACAGAGCGUGCAUCAGAAACAAAUGUGAAGACCCGUGUCCCGGCACGUGUGGAAUUAACGCCAUCUGUACCGUCACAAAUCACGUACCCGUCUGUUCUUGCCCCGACAGGUACAACGGAGACGCCUUUAGACUCUGUACCCCGAUAAUCGAACCGCCAGUUGCCGACCCGUGCAACCCGUCCCCUUGCGGUAUUAACACCGUGUGCCGUGUAUCCGGCCAAAACGCCAUCUGCGAAUGUUUGCCAGGCUUCUUCGGAACGGCUUCCGCCGGCGGCUGUCGCCCAGAAUGUACCAUCAGCGCCGACUGUCCAAGAGACAAAGCUUGCGUCAACACCAAGUGUGUCGACCCAUGCCCCGGCGUCUGUGGCUUCAAUGCAAUUUGCCAAGUCAUCAACCACAGCCCGGUCUGUAGCUGUCCGCCGCCGCUCUUAGGAGAUCCGUUCACGCUAUGCAGAGAACAAGCCCCAGAACCGCCAUCCGACCCUUGCAACCCUUCGCCUUGUCGCCUCAAUGGCCAAUGCCGCGUCAUCAACGGCGUCGCCAGCUGCAUUUACCCCGAAUGUAUCAUCAACCAAGAUUGUCCACGAGACAAAGCGUGCUACAACCAGAAGUGCAAAGAUCCCUGUCGCGACUCAUGCGGCAUUAACGCUCUCUGUCAAGCUAUCAACCACAAGGCCGUCUGCACCUGUCCCCCUAACUACGUGGGUUCGCCGGAAGUCCAAUGUCGCUUACGCGACGUAGUAGUCCCCAGACCCAAACCCGAGUGCGUCCAGGACUCCCACUGUACCAACGAUAAAGCGUGCAUUAACGAACACUGCCUGAACCCUUGUCUCGUCUCGCCUGGUAUAUGCGGCGAAAACGCCGAGUGUCGUCCACAGGCCCAUCGCGCGGUGUGCAUCUGCAGGGACGGCUACACCGGUAACGCGCAAAGAGCGUGCUUCGAAAUCGGAUGCCGAUCUGACAGCGACUGUCCGCCUAUCCAGGCGUGUAUCAACCGGGAAUGCGUCGACCCUUGCACGUUCACCUCGUGCGGACUCAACGCACUCUGCAAAGCCGACUCAAAUCAUAAAGCGCGCUGCUACUGCCCGGAUAACUUCAGAGGUAAUCCACUGAUCAGGUGCGAGAGACCGGAGUGUCUGCGCGACGACGACUGUCCCUAUAACCUGGCCUGCCGAAACGAAAGAUGCGAAGAUCCGUGCAACUGUGGAGCUGGAGCGGUUUGUCGGGUGGAUAACCACAGGGCUCAGUGCUCUUGUCCGCCGGGUUACACCGGAAACCCCAUCAGCGAAUGUCGCUUCGUGCCACCAGAAAAGCCACCCCAAUGUAAGAUGGACGCUGACUGUGCCAGCAAACUUGCUUGCUUCAGCGGAGUUUGUAAGAAUCCUUGUGUGGAGACCAAGCCUUGCGGAGCUAAUGCGGAGUGUUCUGUGGUGGAUACGCUACCGCUGAGGACCAUGUCGUGUCUGUGCUUGCCGGGCUACGUAGGUGAUGCAGAUGUAGAAUGUAGACCAGGUACUAAAGAAGAACCGGGUUGUAAGACCCACGACGAAUGCUCUCUCAGCGAAGUUUGCAUCAACAGAAACUGCGUGAAUCCGUGCGCGGUAGGAAACCCGUGUGCGUUAACGGCAGAAUGUAAACCCACCAAUCACAAAGCCGUGUGUAGAUGUCCAUCAGGCCUCGCCGGAAAUCCAUUCAUUAGAUGUUACGAAGAACCCAAGAUCAAACCCGAAUGUACUUCGGAUGGCGAAUGUUCCAACGACAAAUCCUGUAUCAACCAACGCUGCCAAGACCCGUGCGUUGUGUCCAACCCAUGCGGAACCAACGCCCAGUGCCGAACCAGCGUACACCGACCCACAUGUCUUUGUCCAGACGGUUGGGGCGGAAAUCCACAAAUCGUCUGCUACAAAGCCGAAUGUACCACCAACAACGACUGUCCCUACAACAAAGCCUGCAUCAACGAAAACUGCGCUGACCCGUGCAUAUCCCAGAGCUGCGGCCGCGGUGCUGAGUGUCUCGUCCAGAACCACAGAGCGUCGUGUCAGUGUCCAGCCGGUAUGCAAGGAAACCCCUUGGUGGCUUGCAUCGCUGGUAUUUGCCAAUACAACGAAGACUGCGCUGAUCACGAAGCCUGUGACCGUCUCAACAGAGUGUGUAGACCGGUUUGCGACGAAGACAGUUGCGCGGACACGGCCACCUGCGUGGGCCAGCAACAUCAGCCCAAGUGUACUUGUCCGCCUGGAACAACUGGAAGUCCGUUCGUGGAGUGCAGAGGUGCUGUAAUUCCAGAACCGGAAUGUCGUGCAGACUCAGACUGUCCCUCGCAACUGGCAUGCAUCAACCAGCUAUGUAAAAAUCCAUGCGCUAAUGCGGACAUUUGCUCCCGAGACCAGGAAUGUAGGGUAUUGGACACGCUGCCGCUGCGAACGGUACUGUGUCAAUGUCCGGCGGACACCAUCGCCGACCAUGUGGGCAACUGUAAACCUAUACGAGCUGAACCGGAGUGCCGAGUCGACUCGGACUGCAGCGACAGCGAGAAAUGUCUCAGGAGUAGUUGCGUUGAAGCUUGCAGGGUGGAUACUUGCGGAGUUAACGCUUUAUGUAACUCGCUUCAUCAUCAAGCGGUGUGCACGUGUGCUCCUGGAUACACCGGAAACCCUCACUACGAGUGCACUAACGUUCCAAGACAACCACCGAGGCCCAUCGCUGAGUGCUACACCGACAGCGACUGUUCGUACGACAAGACAUGCAGAAACGACGUUUGUGUUAAUCCAUGUGUGAAUGACAAACCGUGUGCAGUAGGGGCUUUCUGCUCCGUCGACAACCACAAAGCUAAGUGUAACUGCCCAGCCGGAUAUAUAGGCAAUCCUGUGAUUGAAUGCAUACCGCCAACGGGUCCAACCGUCGGUUGUACUUCCAACUCUCAGUGCGCCCAGAGUGAAUCCUGCGUCAACUCCUUGUGCGUCAGUCCUUGCAAUUGCGGUUCCCACGCCGACUGCAGAGUCGUCAACCACUACCCGAUCUGCUAUUGUCUGCCUGGUUAUUCCGGAAACCCACAAACCGGUUGCGUUAAACUGGGUUGCCAAUCUGACAAUGAAUGCAGCAACGACAAACAGUGCUACAACGGCCAAUGUAUCAAUCCUUGUAUCUUGGGAGAUCCGUGUGCAAGAAACGCCGAAUGCUACGGCAGCAACCACAAAGCGGCUUGCAAGUGUCCACCGGGUUACUCCGGAAACCCAUUCGACCGUUGCCAACGCGUCGAAUGUCACACGGAUACCGACUGUCCCAAUAAUCGGGCUUGCAUUGAAGAACGCUGCGUCGAUCCUUGCUCGAACAUCGCAAACCCGCCGUGCGCCCAAAAUGCUAUCUGCUAUGCCCAAAAUCACGCAGCCGGUUGCUUGUGUCCCUCACACUUGCCCGAAGGCAACCCGUUAUCGUACUGUAUGGCUCCAGCUCUGGUUCCAGGGCGGCCCGAGUGCGAACUCGACGUGGACUGUCCCAGUAAGCUGGCGUGCAUCCAGAACAAAUGUGUCAACCCGUGUGAAACGCUGUCACCGUGCCACCGCACGGCUCACUGUAGCGUCCUGGAUACGAUACCAGUGCGUACCAUGAUUUGCACAUGUCCGGAAGGAUGGGUUCCUAACGAUAAUGGUGAAUGUCACGCCGUCGUGGUACCGAUUCCUCCGGGAUGCACCUCCGACAACGACUGCCCCAGCAAUGAAGCUUGUAUUAACCGAUUAUGUCGCAACCCUUGCGACUGUGGCACGCAUGCGGCUUGCUAUGUCCAGAACCACCGACCUAUUUGUUCCUGCGAAGAAGGUUACGAGGGUAAUCCUAACAUAGCAUGUCGUCAAGUGGGUUGCAGAAUCGACUCCGAAUGCGAAUCUGGAAAAUCGUGCAUCAAUGGCAACUGCAUCAACCCUUGUCUCGUUAAGGAUCCUUGUGGAAUCAACGCCGAAUGUUUUGUCUACCAGAACCGCGCCGAAUGUCGCUGUCGCAGCGGCUACCGCGGAAAUCCCUUGGAAAGAUGUCGUGUGGUCGGUUGCACCUCCAACAGCGACUGUCCUGGCGAUAGACAAUGCAUCAACGCCCAGUGUAUUAACCCUUGCGUCUAUGACAACCCGUGCUCACCUAGAGCGGAAUGCCGCGUCCAGAACCACAUGUCUCUAUGUAGGUGCCCUAGUGGAUACAUCGGCAACCCUUACGUCGACUGUAGAAGAGAACCCCAACCCGAGUGCCGAGAAGAUAGCGAAUGUCCAACAAAACUCGCUUGUAUUAAUAAGAAAUGCCAAGACCCUUGCGCCAUCCUCGAACCCUGUCAACGCCCGGCCGAGUGUCAAGUCGUGGGUUCGGUACCUGUGAGGACGAUGAUCUGCGUAUGCCCCCCUGGUUACAUCAGUAGUGGCAGCGGCACCUGCAACCCGGUCACCGCCAUCGUGACCGUAGGUGCCUGCGUCAGCGACAGCGAAUGUCCCGCUGACAAGGCCUGCUUCAACGGCAUCUGCAAGAACCCGUGCAACUGCGGUCCCUUCGCCGACUGCCGCGUCAAGAACCACAAGCCCGUGUGCACAUGCAAACAGGGCUACGACGGCAACCCCGAGAUCGAGUGCACGAGGGUCGGCUGCAGAAGCGACGACGACUGCUCGGGCCAGCACAGCUGUGUUAACCGGCAGUGCGUCCCGGUGUGCGCCGCCGAUCGCUCCUCCUGCGGAGAGAAGGCCACUUGCUACGGUUUGAACCACAGAGCGGUGUGCGAAUGUCCUCCUGGACUCGUCGGCAACGCCAAGAUCUCCUGCAUUUUGGUGGGCUGCCGCUCUGAUACCGAGUGUCCGGGUAACCGUGCCUGCGUCAACAACAAAUGCGAGGAUCCUUGUGUCGCCUCCAACCCUUGCGAAGCUCCAGGAGAAUGUAAAGUCUUCAACCACGCGGUGGAAUGCGCGUGUCCUCCGGGCACGGUCAGCGACGGCAACUUGGGUUGCAUGACGGUGGAAGAGAAGUGUCGCAAAGAUUCGGAAUGCCCGUCGCAAUUCGCCUGCAUCGGAGGAGAGUGUGUUAACCCGUGCACGUCCACGCAGCCUUGCGGAGUCAACGCCGAGUGCCGCGUGUUGGAAACGGAGCCCGUGAAAACGAUGAUCUGCGAGUGUUUGCCUGGCUUCCAAGGAAACGCAGCAGUUCAAUGCGACAAAAUGGCGUGUUGGACCAACAAAGGUUUCGUCACCACUCCCGACGGUAAAUGCGAAUGCCCGCCCAACUCUGCCCUCAACGACGACAACGAAUGUAUUCCUUGUCUCGAAGAGAAAGGUCUGAAAAUAGACGAGCGCGGCCACUGCGUCUGCGCCCUCGAGAAAGGUCUCAUCAUAGACGAACGCGGCAACUGCGUGUGUCCAAUAGAAUUCGGUUACCGACUCGACAGCCGCGGUAACUGCAUCUCUCCACCUGGAGCCGAAUGCGAAACGGACGACCAGUGUGCCGACGACAAAUUCUGCAACCCCGAAACUAAAACUUGUCAGAAUCCUUGCUUGCACAAGCAGUGCGGCGUCAACGCUUUCUGUAACGCCACCAACCACAUCGCCACUUGUCAAUGCAUCGCGGAGUACAGCGGAGAUCCUAAAGUCGCAUGCAUUUCAGGUCCUCCGUCCAGGUUCAAGACAGACUUCCCGCCACCGGUGCUGCGCGUCAGCUGCAUGUCCGACGGCGUCCACGUCGAAAUCAACAUCGAAGAACAAGGAUUUAACGGCGUUCUUUACGUGAAAGGCCACAGCAAGGACGAACAGUGCCGUAGGAUAAUCACGCUGCCGCAGGAAUCUGGACCGGUUACCGAAAUCUUCAAAGUUCACUUCGGAAACUGCGGUUUGAUACACGUCAAUGGCCAGGCGAGCUUCGUUCUAGUCAUCCAAAAACAUCCUAAGCUCGUGACGUACAAGGCCCAGGCUUACCACAUCAAAUGUGUCUAUCAAACCGGCGAGCAGAACGUGACUCUUGGUUUCAACGUGUCGAUGUUGACCACCGCCGGAACCAUCGCCAACACCGGACCUCCACCCACUUGUACGAUGAAGAUAGUCACGCCUACCGGCCAGGAGAUCAACUCGGCGGAGAUCGGCGACAACCUCAUGUUGCAGGUCGACGUGCAACCAGGCUCAAUAUACGGUGGCUUCGCCAGGAGUUGUGUGGCCAAAACGAUGGAAGACAACGUGGAGAACGAGUACCUCGUGACUGAUGAGAACGGCUGCGCCACCGACCCCACGAUCUUCGGAGAGUGGGAACACAACUCCGACACCCAGAGCCUCUUGGCUAGCUUCAACGCGUUCAAGUUCCCCAGCAGCGACAACAUCAGGUUCCAGUGCAACAUUAGGGUGUGCUUCGGACGCUGCCAACCGGUGAACUGUCGCGGUUACAACGCCUUCGGCCGCCGCAAGCGCGACGUCGAAGACUCCGAGAACAACACCGACGUAGCGCUGACCGGAGACUUGAUCACCGGCCAGCUCAGAGAAGAAAUAACAAUCCAGUCCAACGCGAUUUUGACGUUCGAGAGACGUGAGGAACGAUUCGUGGACCCGACGGAAGCUCCCAAGGCCCAGCGGGUGGAGGACAUCUGCGUGUCCAUGAUCGGCUUUAUCAUCGCCUUGAUCAUAACGGCUCUCUUGGCGCUCGUCGCCGUGGCGGUCGCCGUGUCCUGCUGGCUGAUGGCAUACCGCCGCCGGCCCAAGGAGACGGGACCUCUGCCGCAUCCGCCCGAGUUCCCCAACCCGCUGUUCACGACGCCGGAACCCAUGGCCGAACCGAGCCCCGACUACCUCACGUAAUUAAGACAGAUUUAGAUAAGUUCCAAUGCUCCUAAAACGACUCUAUUUAUGUGAAACAACGACUUGCGAAAGCAAACGAAAUACUCGACUAUUUUUAUUUAAACGAUUUUAUUGUACAUUUAAUUCGCGUUUGUGGCGAUUCCUGGCUUCUUUUGUAUCCGUCCGUUGCUACUCACUCAGAAAACUGCCAGAAAGGAGCAGGAAUCGGCACAAAAUCGCAUAGUGAAAAUGAGAAAAAUCGGAAAUGUGUAUGGACAUCGAGUGAAGCGAAAGUAUGGAUCAUACACAUUUUGACUAUCUUUUCCAGUGGCUUAAUUUCGUUCGAGCUACUGUUGCAGACAAGGGGAAAUUUUAAUGAGGUGGUGGUUCUUUCUUUAACUCGCUUUAACCGAAUGUUGUUAAUUUUGACAUUGACCCUUGAGUCUGUUUUUUUUCCUAUUGUAAAUACAUUCGAAAUAGUUUUUUCUUCACCUUUGAGCCACUGGAAGAUGUAGCAUUUAUUUUUUAGAUAAGACUAUACAUAUUUUAUUAAAUAACUUGUAUAAAGUGUAUGAAUGCGAAUGAAUGAGGAGCCUGGCUCAAGUUAUUUUGGUGCUGACUGAUAUUUUUACUCAAAACAGUCAAACAUUUAGUCAAUCACGUCUUAUUCAUAGUACCUAUUUAUACGUUUGUAAGUCUCAAGGAGACAAAACUAUCAUUUUAACCAAAAAGUAUUAAAAUUUAUGUACUAAA